Pelobates cultripes (western spadefoot toad) is the source of this 54175-nucleotide messenger RNA. The record is from the annotation of a GenBank genome assembly. Lineage: Eukaryota; Metazoa; Chordata; Amphibia; Anura; Pelobatidae.
CGCCAGCGGAUAGCGAUUGCUUCGCCUCCAGCUGUAGUUCGGCUGCUGUGUCUCGCUGUUCCCGGUCCCGGUGUUGGGCAGGAGAGCUCGGGAGCCGUGCUUGUCGCCUUACUCCCCCAUAGUCACCGUUAUUGUGCUCAGUGUUAUCACUGGGACCGGUACCGGGUCCAUCACAUCUACCGGGCCCGCCGCCUGGUUCCGAGGGAGCAGAGAGCAGUAAGAAGCAGCACCCCGCUCUGUAAGUGUGGGGGGCCCGGCAUGUAUUGGGGGGCACUGGCCUAGCUUCAUAUCUCCAGAGCACACUGUCUAUUGUGACUUAUUCCAUCAUUGACAGACUCUGGAGCCUGGAAACCAUGGGUGGCAGAGCAUCAUGGGAGGUGUAGUUCUCCAGCAGCUGGAGGGCUUGCCUUUUUGUAAAGCAUUCAUGCUGCCUUGUCUUGAGAGCAUUGCAGGGGGGGGGUUAUACACUAAACACCGAUUUAUUUUGUUGGAUUGAAAGUAGAAUUGCAAUAUUUAGGGGGAAAAGCAAAUUAAAAUAAUAAUAAUAAUAAUCUCUAAUUUAGGUUAUUGUAGCCUACAUUUCAAAAAAGCUGGUUUCAGCCUAAUAAAAGUCGGUGUUUGGUGAAAUAUAUUCAUUGGUGUGUCUUAGAGUUAAAGGUAUAACUGCAUCCAUUUAUUUAUUAUGAUUUUUGCUUUGUGCUUAGUCUGUCAUGUUGCAGGUUUGUAACCUAAAAUGUAAGGGAAGAACACUUAUGGUUACAUGAGAGGGUAUGAAUGAUGAGAUUAAUCUUAAUCACCUUGAGGAUUGUCCAUCUGUAUCAUCUCCUGUAAAUAGGAAGCCUGAUACCCAGGUCUUUAUCCUAAUGCUAUCCUCCUUUCAUGUUGCAUGAUCUAGUCUUGUUGGAGGUGGUUUGCACCAAGUCUCCUAUUUAAAUGGAAGGAAUGACAAGAAAUGAGAAAUUGCUUUUUAUUUAGAGAUGAGUUAACAUUGACCUUGAACCCUAUUGUUUUGUGGUCGGUGGGAUCUUUGCUUUGUUGUGGAACCGACACCCCAUCUAUCAUUUAAAACUAUUAUUAUUCAAAGCUACUUAUUUCAUUUUUUUUUUUUUUUAUCUAAUAACGUGUCCUAUAAUUCUGAAUCCUUUUUUUUUUUUUUUUUUUUAUACUUUGCUUAUUGGCUUUGCUUCAUCUAAAUGAUCUAUUUUAAAGGUGUUUUUUCAUUUUUUUUUUUUUUUUCAUAUUCAGAUAAUAGUUUUACUUUUCAUUCACAUGUUACACUGUUGGUAGUUUUAGAAACUUGAAACAUGGCCUCAUGCUACAUUUCAUAGCCAUCCUGGGUAAUUGUCUCCCAUUUAACACUCUCUUUACUUGAGCUGUUUAGUCUGACACUUGCAUGUUUUAACCAUCUUGUGUGACAGCGGAUGCAAAGGGUUGUGUUGCAUGGGAGCUAGCAUGCUCAUGACAUUGAUCUCACGCUGUGGGUAUGAUUACAUGUGUUGAUUAUUAAAGUCUUGGAAUAUCAUUUUUCAGUUAGAGAUUAACCUUUUUGCUGCCAGGAGACUCAAUCACCUUUUCCUGCACAUUUUAUAAAAGACACUUUAACCCCUUAAAUGCCAUGUGUGUAGAUAUCAUAAAUCCAUUCGUUAUAUCUAUACUGUACAUCCUUUUAAGAGAGGGUUAAUAAAGCCUUGCCAUUGUGCAUUCAGUAUCUCCAUUUUCCCAUCUGCGGGACUUUACAUCUGUCUCCCUUGGCAGGAGAACAAGUCUUUGUCAUAGACAUGCUGCUUGGGGACCCUGUUCUUUUGCCUCUUCCUGGACACUCCCCUCCUUAUCCAUGUAAUUUUUUUUUGUUCCCUCCUCCUCUGUAAAAUGGGGGGGCUUCCUCUCCAUUGUUGUAAGCUCCUCUGCACUAGAGACCGAAGUGAACACCAUUUGGGUUUAUUUUCUUAAAUGUUUCGUGUGAUCUUGUGAGCCAGUAUCUAAUUUGUAUUAAAAACUAUCGUUGUAGAAAGAUUACCCUUUAUCUGAGUACUUGUUGCCGUAAGUUCCCAUUGCAUUAUAUGUAAAGAGCAGAUUACAUUGUUGGCCAUGUCAGUGGUAUGCAUGCAAAUAUUUAUUGUGGCAUAGGAUUGUUAAACAUUUUCACAAUGUACUGAAACUUGGUAUCUCAAGUUUUGCAUGAUAAUUCCCAUGAACUGCAGCCAUUCAGUGACUGUGAAUGGGUGGUUGGUGUAACAGUCAAACAGCAUCAGCUGGACAUGUUCACAUUUCUCUCCCCUUGCCACAAAGAGCGUGAGAAGGGGAAAAAAUCUUUGUGAGCUCAUAACUCAGAAUUCUAUUUUGUAUUUCAAGUUUUGACGACUUGGCAGAAAUGGGCAUCUUUAAAGUCUGACUGCCUACCAGAAGCUGAAUCUGCCAUCUAGGUCUUAAAUAUUGUGGUAGAUAUCCAUUUAAAAUACGUUAUCAGGAACAAUAAUAUAUAUAUUUUUUUUUUCUGUUAACUUUUUUUACAAUCUGUCCAUGUCUAUACAAAACACUGUUUAACGUUUAACACGAGACACACAAUACAGUUUUACAUGAACAAUUAGUGCAGCUGCUUUUUGAUUGAAGAUAAACCGUGGCAGAUGUUUUCAGUGACUUAAGACUUGUGGCAGAUUUUGAUAUUUCCUGGCAGGUUCUUUCACGUUUGCAAAGCUUGACUGCAUUAAAGGAACACUGUAAGCACCGUAUCCACUAUAGAACUAGCUAGGAGUACCCUAACAUCCCCCAAAUGUAAGUAGCCAAACUGUUUUUGCUGACAGUUUGACAGCUUACCUGAGGUCCACCAGACACUGGUCACUUCUUCCAUUGAGAGCUAUAAUCUCCUGCAUGGCGCUUCAGUUAGCUGUUCUGAACGAAUUGCGCCAAGCAGUGGUACCCAGCAGAUCAGUGGUGAGUUGUCACUACUUGCAUUGGGGGUGUCUGCAGUGCAAUGUAGGAAUUAUUGUUCUUGGUGUGUACCUUUUUAGAGACAAUUAUAGCAAAAUAACCGCAUUAUACAAGCAGCAAUGCCUAUUAAAAAUUUUGCUGUUGAGUAUUGUACAUAUACUCUAUGGAUAAUUUGAAAAAUAAGCACCACGGCAAACACUUACUCAGCAUUGAGUAUGAGUACUGUUUACAUUGUGGGUUCUACAGUAUUUAUGGCACCAUAACAACUACAGCACACUAGUGGUUGUAGUGCUUGGAGUGUUCCGUUAAAGAGUCCCUCGAUGCACUGUGACAACUUUGCAUUAUUGCAACGUUUGAAGGUGCAUAGAGCCUCCUGAAACCACUCCGGUCUAAGACCGCCUCACAGAGCCCAGAAUUGGUGUUCCUUGCUGCUUAUUUCAGUUUUGUGUGUGGUAUCAGCACCACAUGUUCCUGGCAUUUCCAUUGCUCGUCAAGCACAGAUCAACAUAACUUGAUUCACUAAGCAGUGAACACGACUGUGUAAAUGGAUAGUGGUAUAGCUAUCGGUUUAUUAAACAGUUUUCUUUCAGGGCUCAAAAUUGUUAUUCUUCUCUAGCCAUUGGUGAGUGAAAAUUCAGGUAUUAAAGGGCGCUAUAGACACCCAGAUCACUUCCACUCAUUCUAGUGGUCUGAGUGCAGUGUCCCAGUCCUGCAAUGUAAAUCAUUGCAGUGUCUGAGAUUAUCUAUGGCUUUCAGUGGCGAAUAAUGUUUAAGGCGUUGCUAGUAAUAUGGGACUUCACAUUUUAAGCCCUGGUUCCACUCAUUCCAUAUGGCUAGUGGAAUUGAUCCCACAAUCUUCUGUUGGACACAGAUUUACUAGAUAGGAUCUUUCUCGUCUAUGGGUUGCAAUCUUAUCUUGAUUCUAGAUUUUUUUGUUUUUUGGAGUGGAAGGGAUCUGCCUGUGACUCCACAUCCACUAAACAGGAAUUCUGUUAGGAACGUUAGGUGAACUGUUUAUAGAGUUCCUUAAAAAUAGAUCCACUUUAUACCUGCAAUUUCUUUUUAAUACAGCAUUGCCUCUGUGUACCACAUGGUUUCCCAUAGGAAUGCAUUGAAAACCAAUUAAUCCGUUCCAGAGGUCAGAAAAAAGUCAAAAUGAGCUAGCAUGGAAACCAACCCACAAUGCAGAAAAUGCAGUCAAAGGCAUGCAAAUGAUGAAGCCCAGCUCCCUACGUUUCCACCGCUUGAGAAAUACACCAAAAAGUGAUACCCACAGACUCCAGCAUGCACGGGGGCGGCGCUAUAAACCUCCCAGGUGCAAUGCAUCCUGGGGAAACUUGCUUUGUAUUGCGAAAAAAAUUCGUAAGGCAUUAUUUUAAAUGGACUUUCAUUUGUAUGUUAACCGAGGCGUUUGUAAACGGAGGUACCAUACAGGUUAUUCACUGCCUUCCCUUCCACCCCCUCUUUUGACCAAUAAAUUGUAAAGGGUCUUUGAGCUAUGGACUAAUUUAGUGUUUUAGCUCUAUCUUUGUUUUUGUUUAUAAAUCUUUAUUUUUGUUGUGCAAAAAAUUACAAUCAAGUCUGUACAGCCACAAUAGCGGUAACAAGCAUUAUAUCGUCAGACUUCUUCAUGUCACUUGAAUUAACUGCACUUUUUAUAAAAUGAGACAAUGUAAAUAAAUGCAAAAACAGGAUAGUGUAUGCCUAACAGCAGCGCAAGAACUAGUUGGGCGGUCGAACCUGUUUCGGUGGAGUGGAGCCCAGAGGACUAUUAUGGUAACCUCAGUAUGUUAAAAUAUGUUGGAAGUUACUGUGGUUGGCUUUUAGGCGGGGGUGAAUACUUAGUGACUGAGUACUACAGUGAGUGUUACCAUUUGAGCAGAGUAAUCUGAUGCAAAAAAUAAACAGCUCCACGAUAAUUUGCCUAGUAUGAGAGAGUACAUGAUGGGAGCUGGGGGGGUGGUUGUUACAAAUUAUUUUAAUUUUUUUAAGUGGAGCCAGCGUGAUCUUCCCGGUUUCUGCCUUGUUUGGCCUAAGGUUUAGUGAUUCUUAUGCCAGUAUGAGAGGCAUUAAAAUGUGUUUUUGUUAUACAUGGAACAUGUAACGUUUAACUGAGGGCUACUCCCAACAUAUUAAGAAAUACUAGUAAUAUAGGGUAUAAGCAGGUGCGUCAGGUGGUCUUUGGGCAGCGGGGGUGAAUGGGACUACUUUAGCUGGGUCCCAGGUUAUGGAGGUAGGUGGGGCUGCGCAGCCCAAGGCUGCUAGGACCGUGUCCAUCUCGGCGAUGUCUGCUACUUUGUGCUCGAUGUCUUGAUGUUGAAUGAGGAGUACGUGCGCCGGUCCCCAGCGAUACUUCACUCCCUUGGCUGUUACUGUUAGUGGUUGAAGGUAUUUCCUCCAAAGCAGGGUAGUACGAGAGAGGUCAGUAUAGAAGGACAAGUCCAUGUCUUCAAACGAUAUGGAUUCUUUCCCUUCGUGGCACUCAUAAAGACUGCCUUAUCCUGCCCAUUCUGGAACUUUAUCAGGAGGUCACUGGUAGCUGUACCUGAGGGCAUUGAUGGCUUGGGCAGGUGGAAUAUUCCAUCAAGUUGUGUUCCCUUGGUUUGCCUGGGGGGUAGGAGGGCUGCAAAUAGCCUGUGGAUGAAGUGAGGCAGUUCAGCUGGGGCUAUUCAUUCAGAGAGGCCUCUGAUUUUUCACAUGCUUCCAUUGCCUCUUGUCUUCUAUAGCUAGUUGGUGGUUGAGAGUAAUGUGAGCAGCAGUCAGGUCUUUGACCUGCUUCUGGAGGUCCUGGACCUGUGUUGUUUAUUUUGAGAGGUCUGCUCCACUGCUGUGAGCGAGCGGUGAACCCCCUGACAUACUCCCUCAACCUGGGAUAUCUCAGCAUAGAGCGUUUGCCGGUGUUCUGUGAUGAGUUGGUAAGUAUCUCUGUGGUGACCGGGUGAAAGGAGCUAGCGGUCGGCUGUGAAGGCUUAGGUGGCCCCUUGUACCCUAGAGUGUCAGGGCUGUGUAGGGGAAUUUCUUCCGAGCUGUCCGUGAAGUUGUCGAAGUCUGCCUCCAUGUUGGGUCCGGCUGCGCCAUGCAGUCUCCUGUAUCUGCUGUGAUCCGCAGCCAGUCCGGUCGCGACAUCUUUGGUUUCCUCUCCAUCAGUGUGGGUGCUUUUGACAACAGUCUGUCGGGUCAUGAGUGGCUUGGUAUAGUCGUUUUUAUUGCAGUUUAGUGUUCCAAAGCUGGGAGAGCCGCAAGCAUGUAACUGAUCAUGUUGGGCGCUAGCUCCGCCCCCUCAGCACUGUGUGUGUAUGUAUAUAUAAUCUAACUUUUUUUUUUUAAAUUCUUUAUUUUCAGUUGUGCAUGAGAUAACAGACAAUGCUUAUAGUGUCACGACAAUACUAGCAAGCGGAAUAAGGCAUAGUUGUACAUGACAUUUGAGCUGACUGCACAUUUUUAUGCGUUUGAAAAAUCCUGAGUAUUACGUGAACGAGUAGAUCAUGCAUAAAGAAGAAGUUAAACAAACCGGGUAUGCCCUGCACAAUCGUCUGAGUAAUAUGUCUACAUCUCCCGUGUGGCCUGUCUUGCAGACACGACUAUAUGGAGAUAGGCAUAGGGUGCACAGAACAAGAUUAGAAAACACAGGUACAUGUGUGUCUUAACUACAUCGUGUAGUAAGGGGCAGAGGCAUUCACUCAGCAUCAAAGGAAGAUGUCACCACACUACAAGCUGUUAGUACGGCAUUCUCUCAAGAUAGUAUCUCCGUCUUGCUUUGCACACAUUCAUAACAGUGGGGCUUACACUAAUGCUUGUACUAUUUUUAGCUAGUGAAUUAAGACAUGUUCAACCUAUAUUAAUGGCAGGUACUUAGCUGUGAAUCAUAAAGUAUGUGCUAAAUAAGUGAGCAUUAAUAUGUUAAGAGCAGGAAAGAUAAGUUAUACAUAUCAGGAAGGCGUGGGCACCCAGUUGCAGAGAUCCGCAAGAGCAGAUGUGGCUUCGUCUGUCUCUCGAGUGUUGUGGUGCGGCGUGCCUUUCGCGGCUGACCUGUUCGUCCCGGUCGGUUGCUGGGUGCAUGCAGGGUAAGUGCCUUUGUGUUUUCCUAGACGUGUAUGGCAUCCUUUCGGGUGGUGCCGUGGAGGCAGGAGGCUUUUCCCCGCGCGGCGCUAUCGUGGGGUCCCGUCAGGCGGGAGAAUAGCUAGCUUGUGGCGGGGUUGCUGGGGAUCGACCCUCCAUGGUCGAGUGUUUUCUGUGGCUUGUCGUGAUCGGCUCUCCAGAUUUGCCUAAGAGGCCUCAAAGAUAGCAUUCAGCCUGGCUGAGUAGUCUGUCCCUGCUGUAUCGUGCUCCCCAGUGCACGUGGCAUCCGCCAUUGUGUUUUUGGUGUGGCUGGGUGCUGUUCUUGCGGGCAUGCAGUGUGCUUUUUGUCUUGGCCCGGUUGCUUCAGUGUGGUGGACUGGGAUUACCCCCGCCGGUCCUGGUUUUCAUUAUCUUAGCUGCCACAGUGCUGUGUCGGAGAGAGCGGCCGUCUCUCCCCGCCACCAGUUCCCGCAGGCCGCCAAUAACUUUUCUCAAGGUUACGGUCGUUAUAGUUGUCUAUGCCUGGUAUCAGACUGCUUGCCAAGGUGUCCCCUUCUCGGUAGAUGCGCCUUGGUGUGAUUUCGGGGUUUGAUUAGGGUCGUUAUGUGGAGUUUGUAGCGUGUGUGGCAGGAGCACGCCGGUUUCCCUGACAUUGAAGGUGAAAAUUCAUUAAGUCUCUCCAUUUGGCUAAAAUUUCUCUGUCUGAUUCUACUCCCUCACUUGCCUAUAUAUCUAUCUAUUAUCCUCUUUGCACUGGAUCACAAUACCUGGAUACAGCCAUUUUGUUCUCCUCUCCUAAUUAUGUCUGUCGUUUACCCUUCUGUGGGGCUUAUUUUACUGAUGUAUUUUUUUUUUGUGGGUAAAUUUGAUUGGCAACUGAAACAACUUUUUGUUUACGCUCUGCCUAUUUUCAGGUUUUGUCAACUUGACUGCUUUUACAUAAAAAAAAAAUUUUCUUUACAUAUUUUAUGAAAACCGAUUAGACCAAGUUUUACGUUUGGAGACAGAGCUGCUUGUUGAAUGCAUUCAUAUGUUUCUUUUUAUUGAUGUUUCUUACCCAUGUUUGAAUGUUUCAUGUACAGGGAGUGCAGAAUUAUUAGGCAAGUUGUAUUUUUGAGGAUUAAUUUUAUUAUUGAACAACAACCAUGUUCUCAAUGAACCCAAAAAACUCAUUAAUAUCAAAGCUGAAUAUUUUUGGAAGUAGUUUUUAGUUUGUUUUUAGUUAUAGCUAUGUUAGGGGGAUAUCUGUGUGUGCAGGUGACUAUUACUGUGCAUAAUUAUUAGGCAACUUAACAAAAAACAAAUAUAUACCCAUUUCAAUUAUUUAUUAUUACCAGUGAAACCAAUAUAACAUCUCAACAUUCACAAAUAUACAUUUCUGACAUUCAAAAACAAAACAAAAACAAAUCAGUGACCAAUAUAGCCACCUUUCUUUGCAAGGACACUCAAAAGCCUGCCAUCCAUGGAUUCUGUCAGUGUUUUGAUCUGUUCACCAUCAACAUUGCGUGCAGCAGCAACCACAGCCUCCCAGACACUGUUCAGAGAGGUGUACUGUUUUCCCUCCUUGUAAAUCUCACAUUUGAUGAUGGACCACAGGUUCUCAAUGGGGUUCAGAUCAGGUGAACAAGGAGGCCAUGUCAUUAGAUUUUCUUCUUUUAUACCCUUUCUUGCCAGCCACGCUGUGGAGUACUUGGACGCGUGUGAUGGAGCAUUGUCCUGCAUGAAAAUCAUGUUUUCUUGAAGGAUGCAGACUUCUUCCUGUACCACUGCUUGAAGAAGGUGUCUUCCAGGAACUGGCAGUAGGACUGGGAGUUGAGCUUGACUCCAUCCUCAACCUCAUCUUUGAUGAUACCAGCCCAAACCAGUACUCCACCUCCACCUUGCUGGCAUCUGAGUCGGACUGGAGCUCUCUGCCCUUUACCAAUCCAGCUAUCCAUCUGGCCCAUCAAGACUCACUCUCAUUUCAUCAGUCCAUAAAACCUUAGAAAAAUCAGUCUUGAGAUAUUUCUUGGCCCAGUCUUGACGUUUCAGCUUGUGUGUCUUGUUCAGUGGUGGUCGUCUUUCAGCCUUUCUUACCUUGGCCAUGUCUCUGAGUAUUGCACACCUUGUGCUUUUGGGCACUCCAGUGAUGUUGCAGCUCUGAAAUAUGGCCAAACUGGUGGCAAGUGGCAUCGUGGCAGCUGCACGCUUGACUUUUCUCAGUUCAUGGGCAGUUAUUUUGCGCCUUGGUUUUUCCACACGCUUCUUGCGACCCUGUUGACUAUUUUGAAUGAAACGCUUGAUUGUUCGAUGAUCACGCUUCAGAAGCUUUGCAAUUUUAAGAGUGCUGCAUCCCUCUGCAAGAUAUCUCACUAUUUUUGACUUUUCUGAGCCUGUCAAGUCCUUCUUUUGACCCAUUUUGCCAAAGGAAAGGAAGUUGCCUAAUAAUUAUGCACACCUGAUAUAGGGUGUUGAUGUCAUUAGACCACACCCCUUCUCAUUACAGAGAUGCACAUCACCUAAUAUGCUUAAUUGGUAGUAGGCUUUCGAGCCUAUACAGCUUGGAGUAAGACAACAUGCAUAAAGAGGAUGAUGUGGUCAAAAUACUCAUUUGCCUAAUAAUUCUGCACUCCCUGUAUACUUUCAAGUCCUGUAAUUGUGUUUUGUCUACCUAGAUCACAGCUUAAAACACAUCCACAUGUAUAUAUUUAAUAACUUCAAUAAAUUUCCUUUAUUGAACUCAGAAACAUGUUUUUGGUUACAUGGAUGCCAUUGGGGUUCCUGAAAUACUACAAUGUGUUCAUGCACAGCUUAGACUGAGCACUCUAUCGUCCCUAGAUAUUAAGGUGGUGCUGAACUGCGCAUGCAUGAUCCAUGGUUCUGCUGGUUUCUGCGUAACGCUUGGUUCACUAAACAAAUGUUUGUUUUUUUUUUUUUUUAUAGAGAAUUUCCACUAAUUCUGUAUAAGUUCAACUGCUUUUUAGUGGAUAAACUACUUAUCCAAUAAACUUCUGAUAGACAGGGGUUUAUGUUACAAGAAGCAUCUUAUUGGUGAAUCUUUCUUCAUGGGAACGGUGUGCCAAUAAUGUCAAAUGCUGUGCAAGUUACUUUAUCAGAAGGAAUCUUUGAGUUAUUGAUUUUUUUUUUUUUUUUUUUUUUUUCAUGCGUUUUGGAUAAGUCGUAAUAUGUUAAUUGUGGAAAAUGUUUAUCUUGUUAUGCAGAGUUGCUUCUUUUUAAUAUAAAUGAUUUAUUACUUUGUGACAGCAAGGGUAAUCCAGAGGGUUACCUGGAAUUUACCAGCUCACAGAUGGAAAUAAUACAUCUAGUAUGUAAUAAGUAACAGAUGUAAUGUGGCUGGAACAAGGUUUGGUGAGGUAACACUGGAUUCUUGUAGGGAGGGGUUACAAUAGAUCAAAAUAUUACAUUUUACUACAGUGCAUGUUGGAAAAUAAUUUUCCAUUUGCAUACGUUUAGUAAGGCUGUAAGCGCCCAGAGCCUCACCAUGUAGAUACUUGAUAAACCAAUAUUACUAGGAGUAAUCCAAAACCUGACCUAUACACUGUCCAGAAUAGGAGAUUGUUGUAAAUGGAACAUAUUCGGAUCUUGUAAAAUCAUAUGUCCUGAAUAGGAUAGGUAUAAAGGAACACGGAACACUAUCUAGCAUUAGGAAUACAAACUGUUUGCAAUAUAACAUUUUUAAAAAUAUUCGCUUUUGUUUUAGUAUAGUACUGAAUGCACUGAUGCUUUCCUAUGGGGCUUCCGAGUCACAUGACUGGUCAGUUCAGCAGAAGUGCCUCCAGUGGCUGUCAUACUUGCAUCUCCUGGAUGUAGGUGUAACUCCGCAUGUAAACAUGGCAUCUAAAAAAAAAAAAAAACACAACCCAAAAACAAAAAAAGGGUAAAUUUACAUGAAAAGGUCAAGCAGACAGGGAUACUACACUGAGACCACUUUAUUGAGAUAAAGUGGUCUUGGUGACUAUAGUGUCCAUUUAAGUCUACGUUGAUUUCUUAGAAUCCUAUUGUUACUGCAGUUCCAUACAUAUCCUUAAAGGAUCACUAUAGGGUCAGAAACACAAACGUAUUCCUGGCCCUAUAGUGCUAAACCCACCAUAUAUAUUUUCUCUGAAAAGACAGUGUUUACAUGAAAAAUGCCUGAAGGGAGCGAUUAUACUAGUGUCCCUUUAACUAUUAACAGAACAUUGACAUUAACAUGUUUUUAAUGUAAUGCUUUUGCUAUAGUAUACUAUCUCAUUCACCCUCUUUCUGACAGUCAUCUUUAUGCACUUUGAAUUAGGGAUAGAUCAAUUAUUGCUACUGUCGAUUUUAAUAGAGCUGAUGUUCGUCAUAUUUUCUGGUGAUCCGUAUCGGUUUUGUAACGUUUUUACUUCUAGUUAAUGCAUGCCAUCUUCUACAUUUGCGAACUCCAACUGCUACCGAUUGAGGCGCUACAAUUGUGACUAACAUCACCCCUCCUUGUGAGUCUCCGCAUGUGGAGCUCAACUGAAUCUACAGUAAUGUAAAGGGUUGGUUUCCUGAGAGUGGUAAGAGUGUGAUUGCUUUCCCGCAUGUUCUGUUAAUGCCAGAUUUAUGUAGAAAUUGUUGGUUUUUCAAAAUGUUUAAAUGUGCAGAAUAUUAUUUUCUCAUUUAUAUAGUGCCAGAAAAUUCCGUAACGCUGUACAAUGGUUGGACUAACAGACAUGUAAUUGUAACCAGACAAACGGAUGCACAGGAACAGAGGGAUUGAGGGUCCUGCUCAAUGAGCUUACAUGCUAGAGGGAGUGGGGCAUAGUGAUACACAGGUUAUACGUAGGGGUAGUGAAAUAGGUUGCUAGAAAAGUAUUCACUCAGAAUUUAGUAGGUUAUUUUUGACAGUUGCAUGAAGAGUCAAGGGAAUGAAAACUCACUAACAGUUUAAAUGAAAUGCUUUUCUGAAGAAGUGUGUGUGUGUGUGUGUGUGUUUUUUGGUUUUUUUUGAGUCGAGACUGGGGGAAUGUCUAACGGAGAGGGCAUGGGAGGUGAGGGUGGAAAUAAGCUUUGCCGCUGCAUUCAUUAUAGAUUCCAGUGGUGCAAUCUGGGAACACUGAGAAGGGGAUUGCAGUAGUCAUGGUGAGAGAGAACGGCAUGGACCUUAGCUAUGUCUGAUGUUAAAUAGGGGCGAAUGCAAGCUGUUUUUAAGAUGGAAGCAGCAGGAUUAGGCGAUCGACUGGACAUGAGGUGUGAAGGAGAGGUCGGAGUCAAAGAACACCUAGGCUGCGAGGUAGAGGUGAUGGUGGUGCCGUUGACAUGGAGGCAGACAGACAUGGGAGGAGCAACACUUGAGGGAGGAAAGACUAGAAUUUCUGUUUUGGACAGGUUGAGUUUAAGGAAGUGAGCAGCCAUCCAAUUGGAAAUCGCGGAAAAGCAGUCAGAGACAUGAGUCAAGAUGGGCGGAGAGAGAGCAGGUAGAUUUGUGUCUCAUCUGCACAUAAAUGAUAAUGGAAGCCAAAGGAACUGAUGAGUUUACCAAGGGAGGCAGUAUAGAUAGAGAACAGGAUGAGUCCGAGCACAGAACCUUGGGGAAUGCCAACAGAGGGGUUGGGAAGGACAGGCAGAGCCAGAGAAAGAAACACUGAAAAUGUGCUGGAAGAGGUAGGAGGAGCACCAGGAGAGAGCAGUAUCUCAUAGACCGGGAUUAUGGAGAAUGAGAAGAAGCUGUUGAUGAUCAACAGUGUCGAAGGCAACAGAAAGAUCAAGGAGAAGUAGGAUAGAGUAAUGGCCGUGAGCUUUAGCACCGAUUACAUAGUUUGAUACUUUGGUCACAGCUGUUUCAACAGAGUGAUGUAUCAUCACCAGUUAUCUGCAAUUGGCCAGAAAGGCGACCGAUAAUCGUCAUAGACUCUGGGAACAAUCACAUUGGUCGACCUCUACCUUCAAUUAGAUUUUGGUUUUUAACCCAGUACUCGCUAUUUGGCAACUGUCCUUUGAAAACAAUGUGCUUUUUCUGUCUUCAGCAUUUUCUGUUCGAUGAUUUGUGAAAAUGUAUUUUGGUAUUGUUACAAGAAUAGCAUAAAUUUAUAUUGCACUAUUGUUGCAAAGUUAUUAAAAUAUUAGUAAACAUUUAGCUUGAUGUAGCAUUUCAUUUUGCAAGCAAUAGAGAUUGAAAAUGAUUAAAUUAUAUAUAAUUUUUAUAUUUUGAAUUUUUUUGGGGCAAAAUAAUCAACAGAAAUUGGCCUGUCAACACUUGAAAGACACUCUACAUUGUGUGAUAUCAGUCUGUUUCCUAAGAGCAUAUUAGAGAGAACUUGUACGUUUUAUCUUACUCUCUGCAUUGCUGUAUCCUGUACUAUUGUAUAUCUAGACUGGUAGAACACUUUGCUACUUUUAAAAUAAAAUAAAAAGCUUGUGGGAAUAUAGGCAUUGUCACUUUUGGCAUUUCAAAUUGAAGGUUUAUGGAAAAUCAUGCAUUGGAAUUUUUAUUGGAAUUUCAAUGCAAUUAAAAAAAUAAAAUAGAAAUAUAGGAACCUCUAAUAUAGAAUACAAAUAAUGGCAGUAGGAGCUGGUGAGCAAUGGUGGCUUGGAACAGGCAUCUUCUCUUGCUGUACUCUAUAUAUUAUCUAGCCUACCCUUAAUGAGAUCAUCAUGCUCGACUAUCUCUCCAGUCCAGUGCUUCUCAUAGAGAAGCAUUGGGGACCAACUGCACAUGUGGCAGAAUCUGAGACCUUUGAUUUUGCUAGGUCUUCAGUGAGUAAGCACCUCUAUUGGCUGUCAAUCUGACAGCAACAAUGUGUGUCAUAGGCAAAAUGUAAACAUUGCCUGAUAAAAGGGUCAGUUUCUGAGCACCAAAACACUUCAUUUAAAUGAAGUGCUUUUGGUGCAUAGCAUUUCUAUUUGAACUUCACUUGCCUUAUUUAUGAAAUGCAUUGCAAGAACAAAUAUUUGUGGAUAUCUUUCUCUGACAAAAGGUCACCUCCCAGAAUAACAACAACCAUUAUUUGUUUUUAAAUACCAUUCUGAUUAAAACUGCUCCAACAUUGGAACGCAUAUUGCGAACAGCUUUAUUUACAAAGCCUUUGCCUUUGUUCAAUUUACUUUGUUUUGCUGGGUGUGUAAGCUGUGGAAUACAUUUUUCUCAUCUAUUAAAGUGAUAUUAAACUUUGAUUUUAACUUUUGGAUAAAGGCAACUGUUGAAACCCUGGUACUGUCUGGGUGUUCUAAAACAAGUGUAUAUUUACAGUGUUAUUCUUGCGGUUAAUUAGCAGCUAGUCAGGCAGGACAUGGGCAAUGACCGCAUGAGUGUGCCCAACCAAUAAUUGUUGGCAUACAGUGAAGCAGUAUGAGAGAGCUGUUGUCAUGAUAUAGUAAAAGGGGUCUAGCUAAUAUCCACUAUAGUGUAUAUAUCUGUGAAUAUAUAUUUUUUUUUUUCUCUGCAGAAACAUGAAAUAUUGCGGACAUAUUUCUACUUUCCUCUUAUACGGCACAGAUUUGUGGGGUUAAAUCCAGGGAUUUGCUUAACAUGUUGUGACCUACAUUUCCAUGAUAUGCUCUGGUAUGUACACUGCACAUCAGCUGGAGUGCCAAAGGUUAACAAACAGAAGGUUUAGGGAGUAUCACAAGUAAGGUGUAGCACAAAGGUGACCUGUCGUUCACAGGAGUCUUGAGGUCUAUUUUGUAUCUGCUAUGGAAUUGUGCUUUAAUCUCCACCAGUUUGGAGCAUUUUGUUUUACUUCCAGAGGGAUCAGCUGCAUAUUCUCCUGAGUUUUUGUUUUGGUUAAUAAUCUAAAGCCUUUCAACACUUGCUUCAAGAACGUUCAUGUCUUUACAGACAGAGCUACAUCUGGUCUUUUAUGGUUUCCACGCCCUGACCGAAUUUGAAGGAACAGUGUAGGAACAUAUAUAUAAAUCCUCAUUUAUAUAGCACCAAUAUAAUAAAGCGCUAUGCACAUGUUUACAAUGGGAGCUGUAAAACUACAUUUAAUUAAAAAAACAAAUGAUGUAAACAGAAAAACUGCUGUUUAAAACGUACACUCUCUAAUUUAUUAAAGGGACUUUCUAAGCACCAUAACCAUUUUAGCUCACCAAAGUGAGUAUGGUGCAAGCAGAUAUCUGGAUCCAUUGCCCAUUUCUGCGUCACAUCAUUGUCAAGCAGUUUUAUGAAGAGGGUACCAAGGGACUGCUCGGCAUCUCCCUCCCAGUCAAUCUAAUGUGGACAUUGUAUAAUUUCGUCCAUAUUUUAGGUCUUCCAACAUUCCCGGCUUUGUCAUGAUCAUGUCAGUUUCAGGUUCUUAUCCUGGCAUGCCAGAGAGAGGUUUCAAAGCAGCAGAUCACACACUCACAUGCUAUGUAACAUGCAGUCAGGGUAGUAAAGAAACACUAAAUGGUAAGGAACACAAACGUGUAUUCUUAACCCUAUAGUGUUAAAAACACUAUUUAGGCCCCUUUGCCUCCCUUUUUCCCGUAAACAAGUUACAAACUUACCUUUCUUCCAGUGCCGCACAGGUAUUUUCUCUGAAAAGGCAUUGUUUACAGCAAAAAAGCCUGCAGGGACCGGAUAUAAACACCCAACCCGCUCCCUCAUCCAUAAUUCAUUUUUUGGCGGUAUUUGUCUGUGUAUCAACUGAUGCUCUCAGCCAAUCUGUGCUAUCCAAAUAGAUGCAAUUGGUAUUGCUGAUGCAGGAUCAUAACUUCUGCAUUAGCAAUACCAUGUGUGAGAGGCAGUGCUCUGAACGCCUGUGGGACAAUCUGUGUCAAACUGCUCAGCCAGUAGCCUAUUAGGACCCUAAGCAGAGAGCUUCAGUGAUAUUGAUGCUUAGCUUGCUGCUUCAAUGUCAAGGCUGCAUAAUUUCUUUGAUGCAUGUACCAACUUUUUAGAUUGGGCAUGGCAUGUGGCGGGUUGUAAAAUUUGGAAAAUGUUAUGGGAACUGUUCAAAACUCCUCACAACAUUGGAAGUCUGUCCUGCACGUCUGUUUCGCUGCAAGUAAUUUUUCCUAAAGGUCGAAUUUGUUUUGGAUUUUAAAUGCUUCUAGUAAUGAAAAGCACAUUGUGUUACCUGAAACUGGUCUCCUUUCUGUUUUUGUUCGGUUUUCUAAAAAAAUUUUUUUGUUAUUGUUAAGAAUCAGUCCUUGAAACCAACCUUCUAUAAAUUUUAAACAAAGAAACAUGCUGUUGUGUUUUUUUUUUUUUUUGUCUUCUUUAAGGCAGUCCCAAUUUCUAUUGUUUUCAGCGUGUGCUUGCUAUAUAAGGAACACAAUACACAUGUGGAAUUAGUAUUUUCAAUUAGUGAUGUCCCGAGCGGUUCGCCGCGGACGGCGAGCAUAAACUUUGACCCUGUACCUCACAGUGAGCAGAAACAUUCCAGCCAAUCAGCAGCAAACCCUCCCUCCCAGACCCUCCCACCUCCUGGACAGCUCACUAAGAAUGCAGCUUCACAAUGAAUGUAAAAUGGAUGCUGUCCAGGAGGUGGGAGGGUCUGGGAGGGAGGGUCUGCUGCUGAUUGGCUGGAAUGUGUCUGACUGUGAGCUACAGGGUCAAAGUUUAUGUUUAUGUUCAGCGAACCGUUCGGGACAUCACUAUUUUCAAUCUAUCUACUAUAGGUCAUUAUCAAUUAAUUUGUUUAUUUUCCUUUUACAGAAGUUAUGCUUCACUCUGCUUUCCUUUGUCCAUACAGGUUAAACAUGUGACAAUUCGUAGCAGUAUGUUCUGUAAAAUGGCCAUGGUUUUAAGCCUUCGCCAUCCCGAAGUGUACAAGAUGCACCUUUAUGUACUUUCUCUAAGGGGCUUUUAAUCCAAACGUCUUGUUUUGCCAUUUGGAAGUAAUAAGUUGGGUAGCAAUUCUAGUAUAUCAUUUCACUGGUACCCUCUCCAAGGUUUGUUUUGGAGCACUGUACUACAUAGUUUUUCUACUCUGAAGCAGGAGUUACAGUCCUUCAAGUAGUCUUUUUGUCUAAGAAAUUAACUGUUGUUCCUCCAUUGCUGUAACUCCCGUAUUGAUUGGCUAACUGUGGAAAGAGAUAAUUAAUAUCCAGCAACUUUAUGCACCUAUCAAUGGUCUAAUUAUUUGUGAUAUGCUCUUUCAGCAGCGCUCAGGGUUAGGACUCUUAGUUUAGAUACUGUUUGUGCCGUUUGGAAAAAUACGACUUAAAAUUGCUGUAUCCGGUCAUAAAAAUUGGUGUGAAAUUUGCAGCCAGACCAAAUGUGAAUCCUAAUGCUAAGGAAAGCAACAGCCCUGACAUCAUCAAAGAAGUUACUAAACAAUAGGAUAGUUAGCUUAAUGGGUGAAAAAUCAUUAAUACAGUAAUUUCAACUGUGUAAAUAAUCCUUAAAAAGCAACCAAACCCAAAGUAGUGUCCAGAUUUUUAAAUGUUGUGCCAAAUAAAAUAAAAAAAAAUUAAAAUAAAAAAAAGUUGAAAACCUCUUCUGCUAUGCAAAACUUUAUCGUGAAAAGCUAUUUGGAAAGCAUUUAGCUCCAAAAUACAGAGGAACAUUUUCUUGUUAUAAAACUCAGCUGGAAUGACGUUAUGAGGUUUAUCAAUGAAAGGAAAAAGACCAUAUACAUCGUAUAAAUUAGAUUGAGUUUACUAUGGUGUGGUUUUUGUGUGUCGCUUAUUUUUUUGCCAGACAAUCAUAUGGAUUUCUAAUUUUUUUACAACUCUAAAUUUCUUGGCUUUUUUGGAAAUGUACAAUUAUUUGUAUAGCACCAACAUAUUCUGCAGCGCUGUACAAUAGGAAACAAAACAAAUCUUUUAAUUCUAACAUGUAUGACAUACAAAACCAGUACAUAAAGAGGGCUCUGCCCAAACAAGUUCACAAUCGUAAGGGAUGAGGGACAAAUACAAAAAAAGUAAGGAAAUCAAGUGAUUUGGAUGUGCCCGGGGAUGGGUGGUGUGCUUGGGAAGAGGGAGCACAGGGUUGUAGAUGGCAGAAGAAUGGUGUCGGGAAUGAGUUGUUUAUGUUAUAGCUCAUAGGCCUCUCUAAAAAAAUAACUUUUAGAAAGUGAGUUUUAAGGACACUUCAUUUUUUAUUAAAAAAUUUGUUUUUGAUGGACUACAAAGAUUUGGAGUCGGAUGUCUCGCGGGAGGAAAUGAACUCCUAAAUGAAACAGGAAGCCAGUGUAGAUACUGACAAAGGAGUGAGGUGUGAGAAUUCCUUGAAGUUCGAUCGGUCUGAUGGAGGCGUUCAUUGCGGACUGUAGUGUGACAAUCUGGGUCUUUUGAGUCCAAUAAGCAGAUGGAUACAACAGUCAAGGUGGGGAGCAAUAAGAGCAUGGACCUGCAUUAGUCGCAUCUUGAGUGAGAAAGGGGAGAACGCGAGAGGUGAAAGCGACAGUAUUUGUUGAUUUUUUUUUUUUAUGUAAGGGGUAAAGGAACGGUUGUCGUUGAAGAGCACACUAAAGCAUUGCAUACUUUAAAGGGAGAAAAGACAAGGAGUUUAAAAAUUGUGAAGUUAUCCAGAACGAAAUACAGUCUGUGACAAUCCAGCAGACGAUCAGGUGUGGAGAGAUAGAUCUGGGUUUUAGUGUACAGGUGAUAUUGAAAGCCAUUGGAUUUUAUCGGGUCACAAAGAAAGGCGGUAUAAAUUGAGAAAAGAGGGUCCAGUCCAGAGCCUUGAGGAACAGAAGGUGGAGAAGCCAGAGAAUGAAACCCUGAAGGGGCAGUUAGAAAGGGCACGAGGAAAGAGCACGAUCACUGAGGCCAAAUGUGCGGAGGGUGGAAAGGAGAAGCAAGUGGUCAACCGUGUCAAAAGCAGCAUAAAGAUCGAAUAAGUAGCAAGUAUUAGCCUUUGGAUUUGGCUGUAAUUAAGUCAUUAGUCACGUUGGUCAGGGAGGUCUCGAUGGAAUGUUGGAAGUGGAAGCAAUACUGUAGUGAGCAGAGUAAGGAAUCUGAGUUCAGAUAGUCUGUAAGUGGAGUGUAAACAAAUUUCGAGAAAUUUGGAUGAUAAGGCAAAGGAUCAGGGACAAGAGGAUUUAUUUUAUUUGUAUGUACAGGCUUGAUUACUACAUGUUAAAGGUGAGGGGGGGAAAUACCAGAGGAAAAUAAGGGAUUUAAGUUACAUUGUAGUGUUAGGAAUACAAACAUGCCACUAGAGGUGGUGUUAAGCAGCAAUACAAUGAAAAGCCUGCAUGGACCGAAUAUAGACACCAGAACCACUAAAUAAGGCUGCAGUACAUUUUAAACUAAAAAAAAUAAAUCAUAACUAGUAAAGUGUUCAUUUAAAAUGAUGCAAGGUAUUUCAUCUAAUCAUCUUAAUGGUGAGCUUAAAAUUGGUGAGCUUAAAGUUACUGCUACAACUUGUAUAGAUACAUUUAUAUUAUAAUAAAAAAUUAGAUAAUUGUCAGGAAGGAAUAAGAGGCCUCCAAGAAUGAAGUAAGUUGCACCCCCAGCACACUUGACAUAGGCUGACCAGAACUCUGUUUUGGGUUGUUUAAUGUCAAUUCUGUGUAAAAUGUACAUCUCUGGUCAGCCACACUGCAUGCAGAGCCUGCAAGGGCCAAGCGCUUGUCUCCCUCCCACGUGCUCUGAGCCAGUUAAAUCCUCCAAUCAAUGACUACUAUAUGAGAGUCUUUGAGUGGGCUUCGGCGCAACUCCCAUGAUGUCAGGCAGGGUGUGCCGGGAGCUUCUCCUGUUUACAGUAAGUAACUUAAUUGAAAGUUCUUUUAAAGGGGGACAAAUAUAAUAAUGCUAAUAGUGCAUUUAUUCUAUUUCACACUAAAAAGUUUGAAGAAACCCUUUAAUCACUUAGUGAACAAAAAUAAGACCAUGUGCCAAUGUCUGUGAAAAUUUGGCUGCACAAGCAGGAUCUGCCAUGAUGAGCACAGUUGGUUAGUUCGUAUAGUGAGUGAUUCUACUACGUUUUGUGGACUGUAGUCCUGCCUUGGGGUUUAUUAUUGAUCUAUAGAUGGUGGUCUAUGGUGAAUUUGGGGGUAAUGAAAAUAUCCAAACACUAACAGAAUAUUUAUAGGAUAGUUUGGAUAAGCUCUAUUGCAUGGUGUAAAGAAAUACUUAAAUGUGAGUAUGGGUCAUAUAUGGAAAUACCCUCUUUCUAAUCACAGGAUUUUUAACUAUUUAUUGCACUUCAUUCACGGCUUUAUCGCUUGAAUGUAUUUUGAAUCUUUAUUUUUUUUAGUAAAAGAAAAAUAAUAAAGGUCUAUUGGUUUAGAUGGUGUAAUUUAAAAAAAAUUAAAUUAUGCUGCCACUAUAACGUAAUAUUGGACUAUUUUGUGAAAUGGGAAAAGGGCUCAAUGGCGGCAGGUGCAAACAAUACAGUUCUACCAGUCUAAAUCUCCUGUUGACCUGACAGGAUGAUCAUCUGUAAUUCUAUAUAUGCAUGUGUAUCCAAUUUCAUAUAGAGAUAGCAGAGAAAGUGGCAGCACUCACGGUCUUCAUAAAAAUCUUUCUUUAUUUGGCAAGGUUAAAACAUGGAUCGACGUUUCAGUCCUCUCAGGGACUUUCUUCAGGAUCAAACGUAGAAGAAAGGACUGAAAUGUCGAUCCAUGUUUUAACCUUGCCAAAUAAAGAGAUUUUUAUGAAGACCGUGAGUGCUGCCACUUUCUCUAUCUGGAUUCAAGUCCCAGGCUCAGCACCCAGCAAGUAUAUUUCAUUGUAGCCUGUGUGCAAGGAUUUUCCAGAGAUCUAUCGCUCUCUCUCUAUCGGCUGAUAAACAUUGUUUAACUUGCUAAGUAGCUUCAUUUAUGUUUUGUCAUGAAGGAAAUGACUUAUGCUGGGUUCUAUCAUGCAUACAAUGUGCAGUACAGCUCUCUCAAGGAAAGCUAUCCGAGAACCUGUACAAGUCACUUUGGAAGUACUUCCUAACAAGAUCUUGUAUGGGAAAUGGGGAGUCUUUACUUCUGCGCCUUAUGAUGCAAAUGUGUAAGAGAAGGGGUGAUAAUAUAGAUGCAACAAUUAUUUGCUAAUCCGCUAUAUCAAUAUAAGGGAGAGCAAAACUUCUCUACUGCUGGUACUUGGUGAACUAGAAUGAAACAAAUAGAUGCAAAACAAUCAGGAACAUGCUGGAGAUGUGAGCAGUCCCCAGGUACUAUGCUCCAUAUGUGGUGUACAUGCUCCACUCUUAAACAGCUUUGGGCAGAUACAUAGUCUUAUUCGAUGUGUUAUAGGUGCCACCCUACCACUAAUCCCCAAAAAAUUUCUACUACAAUACAUACCCCCUCAUUACCAAAAACUGAGAUAUCUAAUAUAUUAUAUAACCUCAGUAGUUCUUAUGGCCAUCAGCAAGGCCUGGUUACAGCCAACCCCUCCGCAAAUAGGAUCUUGUAUCCAAAUGAUCAAUACUGCAAAAACCUAUGAAACAAUGGCCAGAUCAGUGAGACCCCCAGCAAAGUUCUGGAGGGAGGCAUGGGAAUUGUAGGAUAGGUUUCAAAUUGCUCAAACAGAGUCUCCAGGCUCGACGGAUACGCUUAGGAAGGAGUUUGUUUGUGUAAAUAGAGUAAACAGAAAAGGGAUGGUGGUUGAUAGCCAAAUGUGGAGAACUAGUACUGGAACGAGCAUAUAGAAGGAGAUUGUAAUUAGACAUAGGAUGAGCCACUCAAGCCGCACACUCAAAUCUCAGAAAAAGUUUUCUCUAAUGGAUGAUUCGGAACCCCUCCCACGAUCCAGUUCAAUGUUCCAUGUUAUCCAACUCUGUUACGCUAAAUUACCAAAAAGUGAAAAUGGGUACACACCAAGCAUUACUCACUCUACAAUAUACGAGUAAACUGGAGGAUGUAUGUACUUUAAACACCUACUGGUAACAUAUCAAUGUGCUGUAUUUAUUAUAACUCUGUGAAUUUCCAGAAACCAUAUAUGUUCAAUGAUUCUCACCUCCUAUGUACCGUAAACUGCAAAUAAUAAUAAUAAUAAUAAAAAAAAAAAUAUAUAUAUAUAUAUAUAUAUAUAUAUAUAUAUAUAUAUAUAUAUAUAUAUAUAUAUAUAUAUAUAUAUAUAUAUAUAAAAUAUGAUCAAAACUGCAAACUUGCUAUGCCAUAACCUAUGCAAUAUGUAUAAGUAGUUGUAGUUUUUGCAAUGCCACUGUGCCAAAAUCUGAGAGUCUUAAACUAUCAUUAGUGAUCCUGUAUGUCGUGCAGAGAAACAUGCCCGGCAUUUGCAACUGUGGGUGAGUUCAGUUUUAUAUGUUAAUGGGUUUCCUCUACAAUGGCAUGACUUUUAUAUAGUCUCCUGGAGAAAGAGUAUGCUUAUAAAUUUUUAGUCUAACACAUCUCUUCUGACUAUCCCAUGGACUAACCACCAGUUUUACUGCAAUUUGAAGCCAUAUAUAUUUUCGCUCAUGGAAUAAACAGAUCGUGUAUGCUGAUGCAAGAGAUACAAUUCCCAUGUCUUUGAGAGGUUUUCUGUGGAUUAGCAGAAGAUGUCUCUCUAUAUGUGUAAGUAGGGAGACACGUAGAGUAAAAGUCAAAUUGUCUUGUCUUGCAGUGUCUGUAUGUUUGUCACCACCCAUCGUAAUGUUUGCAGCUAUCAAGUGUUUUGUGUUUUUUUUUUUUUUUGUGUGGCAUUCACAAUAUCUUUUAGCUUGGACUUCUUAAAGGAAUACUUAAAGCACCAGGACCACCACGGCCCACAGUAUAUUUAUGUAAAUGCCUCUAAUGUGUAAUUUGAUUAUUAUUUAUUAUUGCCAUUUAUAUAGCGCCAACAGAUUCCGUAGCGCUUAUACAUCAUUUAACUGUUUUCAUUUAAGUAUCACGUUCCUCCUUUUUUAUUUUCUAUACACUGGAACACUUCAAGCACCAUGUGUUCUGUAAUGGUUAGGAUGGUUAGUAGCCCAACUGUUUUAAUGGCAAUCUGAAUACUUACCUGGGGUCGGCCGGGUGCUGCUCCCUGCAUCCUCUCAUCUAGAAGCUUUCACGAACACUUCUGAGCCGCUCAUUGGUACCCUAGGUAUGAAGGUGGAGGGGAGACGGGGAACUCCUGGCACCAUUACCACUACAACGUGGUGUGGUUGUUUUUGCUGCUUGAAGUGUAAGUUUAGGUAUAGGAAUUGGUAAACACAAUAUUAUUUAUUUAAUUCUUUAUUUUUGUAAGUGCAAAAGUAGGUACAUUUGUCAAGGUGGCCACAUAAGAUUACAGUAGUAGGCAAAUAAAGACAAUUCUGGUGACAUAUUUGUUAUGCGUUGCACUUUGUUUUUGUUUGAGUGAGAAAUUCACGAUUCAACCAAAAAGAUUUAACAAAGGAAAGUUACCAAUAAGAGAACAAAAAAUAUCAGAGUGACGCCAGGACAGGCGUAACUUAAUAGGCAGAAACAUCAUAUUAUGGUGUGCGUGGAUAUAAAGGUUGUGUGGGCUCGUUAUGACCUAACGGUGUUGACCAGCUUGAUACCUUAAGCUUAUUAACAAUUAGUCAGCAUGUUAAUGGUGUAGUUCAUGUUUAUAUUGUAACAUUAUAGGUUGUGAGUGUAUGGGCGAUGUAAAUAGGGAAUGUGCUUAUGUUAUACUGGUUGGAAAUAAAUAUAUCUAAAUGAGUGGGGGUGAGUGGGGCCUCUCUCGAAGCUCCUGCCAGACAUAUCAAAAGGGCACUGUUCGUGCGUGAUUGGGCUAAGAGCCUUAUAAAACAGGCUGAGGUUUUAUGAAGUGGCGUUAUUGUGGGUGCCACUGUUUGGCCACGUUCGAAAGUUUUCAUGGGAUAACAUGGUAGUGAUAUGUUAUGUAAUGUUGUCUGGAAGGUUAUGCCUUGCUUAAGGUGGUGGGUCAGAAAGUUAAGCAUAAGUUUUAAGCGGCUUCCGCCUAAUCUGGUCGUUUAGGUACGUGUAGUAGAUAUGGGUAUCUAUAUAGGUGUGGUAAACCUUUAGUAUGAGUCAGCAUCAAUAAACAACAACACCAAAGAAGAAAGAAAGAAAAAAAAAAAAACACAACAACAAACACCCCACUUAGAAAAAUAAAAAUGCGAGCAGACUGUCUCGAUUACUUUCGCUGUGGAUGGGUGUUCUCGUCUGUUGGGCAGUGGGCCAGGUUGUUGCCCUGUGAAAGAAAAGAGAGGGAAAGCGUCCCGAUAAUGUUUGUUCUGUUUCAGGUUGUGGGAGCCGCACGUGGUCCUGGUGGGGGCUGUCGUGGCACAAAGAUUGGCGCGUCAACUGCGCCCCUCCCUGGUCUGCUUGUAGUUCCAGCCGGUGGGUUAGCAGUGUCCGGUGCCGUCAGUGGCAGCUGCAUGUCUUCCAGUGUCCUUGUGGCCUCUUGUAUGUUCCGCACCACUAGAGGGCCGCUUGCGCCCUCAAUGUGUAGUGCGCGCCCUGGACCCCAGCGGUACCUGAGUUGUUUCUGCCUCAAGAAGGACGUAAGCUGUCUGAGGGAUCUUCUCCAGUUCAGCGUUCCACUUGACAGGUCUGCAUAAAACGAUAGUCAUGUCCUCAAAAGUGUAGGUGGUUAGGCCCUUGGUGGCUGCUAGAACAGCCCUCUUGUCCCUCGCGCUUUGAAAACGGAGGAUUAUGUCCCCUGUAGCAGCUGGUGGUGCUGUAGGUGGCCGUGGUAUGCGGAAGAUGUCAUCCAAUAUUAUGGAUUUGGCCACUUUCGGGGUUAAGAGCGCAGUCAGUAGCCGCCUAGCAUAAUGUGGGAGCUCGGCCUCGGGUACAGAGUCUGCGACCCCUCGCAGUUUGAGAUUGUUUUGCCGUCGCUUGUCCUCUUGUGUGGCCAGUUGCUGGUCAUGUAGUGCAGCCAGUUGUUUGAGGUCGUGUACUGUUGCUUUCAGCUCCUCUAUCUGACUGGUGUGGCCGCUUGAGGUGCAUUCCACGGUCCCGAGCCGCGCUGAGAGGCCUUUCAGAUCCUCCCUUAUCGUGGCCACUUCUGCAGAGAUUUUGCUGUGAUGAGCGGCCAUGAGUUCCCUGAUGGCCUCCAUGGUCACCGGCGUGGGAGCUAAUGUAGGCACUCGAGUUCUGUCUGGCAGUAGUGGAGCGUUACUCGGCAUGCAGCUCCCUGCUUCUUCAUCAGACGUGCCAUCCGAGAAAUCGGUGCAGCCUCCCUGCAGGGACGCCAUUGUUGCGCCGGCUGUCUCGUGGGCCUGCUUCCACAUGUCCCCUAUAUUCAUGCCCAGACGGGGCUUGUCGGGCUUUUGCUUUUUUGUUCUUCUGCCCAUGUGGAUCUGGUAAGCCGUGGGGCACUCCGGGGAGUGUUUGGGUCGUGGUCGGGUUCUGGUUGCGGCGAUUUAGCUCGAUUAGAGUCGGGAGCUCAGCCGCCAUGCGACCUUCCUCGUCCGUUGCUAGACUCCGCCCUGGUAAACACAAUAUUAAAAAUCCUGGGGAAGCAACAGUUUUUAAAAGAGCAGGAAGUCUGCUUUCUGUAUAUACUUCACUUUACAUUAAUUUGUAGCUCUAGAAUUAUUGUUUUUAAUUAUUUUGAGUAACAGUGGUUUGCCCAUUCUUUAUGUGGUUUUCUCAUUAAUCGCAAUGAUUUCUUGCCAAUCCAUUGUAUGUGUGUUUUUUGGGGGGUGAUGGGGAGGGAGGUUUGUUAAUAAGAAUCUGUACUUCUUCUACUCCAUAGCCUUAUUUGGUGUGAUAUGUCUGGGUUUGUUUGUUUUUAGGUUUAGACAUAUAGCAGUGUUCGUUUUGUAGUUAAUGUUCAUUUUGCUAGGGAUUGAUAUAUGCAUCUGUUUAUAUUCUGGGUACAUCUUCUCCGUCAGCACACUGUACUGACUGUCUGUGCUAUGUAGGAGGUGUGUGUUAGAAGCUGUUUGCAAAGUCGUGUUCUUUUCACUUCCUUUUCUUCCUUUUGAAGCCACUGAUUAAUGUGUGGAAGCUCGUGAGUCAGAGCCCAACUAGUCCUAUUGGUGCAAUAUGAUGUUUACCUGUUUUGCAUAGCACCUUCCCACCCAUCUGAGUCAGCGUGCCUCACGACCAAGCCGAUAAGUAAAAGAAACCAGAAUACUGCAUGAACAGACAGGGCUCGAAAGGAUAUUGCCACAUUUGCUUUGGAUCUUUUACAUUUCUGUUCUAGAAUGAAACAACGGAUUUUCCACUUUGUGUUAAAGGUGGGUAAAUGGAUUUAGCUGUUAACAUACACUACCUUAUUCCAAUAUCGGUUCUGCUCUAUUUCGUGGUUUAUGGGCUAGUUCAAAGUACUGGAUGUUUUAGUCUAUAAAUAGUGCUUGUUCAUUCUCUUGUGGUGUUGCUGAAAUACUGACAUUGAGGAAAUUGUAUUUUCUGUAACCAUACAAAUCCUCCUUCCAAUCCUAGUGUAUUCGUGUGUGUGUGUGUGUGUGUAUGUGUAUGUGUAUAUGUAUGUAUAAUUUCUACUUUUAACCAACUCACUAAAAACUUGCCAACUGUCUGUGUUCCGGGAGUAUUUCUAUUGAUAUACCAGUUUAGAAGUGUCAUUAUAUUGCUUGUUACCACUCCUGAGCCUAGAAAGAGAUUCCCCAGAUGUUGUAGAACUACAACACCCAUGAUGCUUUGCAUGCCUUUAACAUGACAACGCAUAUUGGAAACUGUAGCUUUAAAACAUCUGGGGAUCUACGUUUUAUGCACCCCUGACCUAGACUGUUAAGUUGCUGUUAUGACACACUAUAGAAUAGUUAAGAUUUAUAAUCGAAGUUUGAACUCUAUUUCGCUGUGAAUACUUUUGAACCUUUAUGACAGAUGUGUCCUGACUGUCACAAUGAGACUAAUCCUUAUUGUAAAGGCAUUAAAUAUUUCCCAAUUAUUUUGUUCGUGCAGGUUAAUGUUUAGUUUUUGGAUCAUGUGGGUUAAGUGGAGGUUAGAGAUAGGUGGAAUUUAUUUAUGGCAGUAGGACAAAUGUAUUGAGCAAAGUAAACAUUGACAUCUGAUUAGUCUUUAACAUGUUAAAACACUAACGUUUGUUUUGUCUAGGCAGAACAGCACCACCGACGUAGUUUGUUUUUCAAUGUCAAGUCAGACGAUGCUGGUGGAGAUGAUAUAACUUUUAGUGUGUCUUUGUGUUGGAGGAACACAACUGCUAUGUGCAAUCCUUUACACGUUGUUGGAUAUAUGAUUGUGAUCCAGGGUUGUUAAAUAGUUUGUAGGGUAGCAGAUGGCCUGCGUUGGUCAUGCCAAAUUUUUGUUGUGGUUUGUUCUGCUUGGUGAUUCUAGUUCCUUCCCAUGUGCCUAUAAGAGCACCUGGUUAAAUGUCUGCAUAGUUAAUCAGCUUUUAUUCCCUUGUGUCUCAAUUAAUGUUUUGUCCCCUUUCAUAAGUCAAUGGAUUCUACACCUGGAAGCUAAGUUGUCCUAUCUUCUGAGAUAAUGCUGUUCAGCCGUUUGUGGGAAAACCCAUGGAUUGACAGUGCUUGGUCAGUGUUCUUCAGAUAAUUUGGCUUUGAGCCAGAGCUGUCCCUUUUUCAUUUGAAAGGAAGUGCAUCAUACUAAUAAAUCAUUCACUACACGUGUGCAUUACAGAUGCACGUUAAAUGAAAUUAUGGCUCUUUAACCUAAUGUGUCUGGGUAUUGACAGUUCCAAUAUACACUGAUAUGCUUUUCUUGCUCUUUAAGUGUGGGCUUCUGCUUUUGGUAUGGGCAAAUUGUGCCAGCUGCUUUAAAUAUCCAUCUUAUUAACAUGUUAAAUGUUCCAGCCUGCCCACACACUUCUCAUAGUUGCUGUUGCGUUGUGUGGAGGAAGACAGCGUGGUCUAGUGAGGGGAUGAUCAGCUGUUCUCACCAUCCUUCAAAUAUGGUGGGGAUUUUGUUUCUCAGUUUUACUUCUACUUUUUGUAUCUAUUUUUUUACAUUACACUUUAAUUUUAAGUUAAAACACAAGUAAAAUCCUGCAAUACUUGUUCUUCCUUUUAUGCUGAAAGACAUGUAGAACUUUACUACAUAGUGAUGGAAUUGCCUGACUAAAUAUUCAGUCUGAUGCAUUAACAGAAAACCAAAUUAUUUUAUAAAUUAAAAAAGAACAUGUGGAUCAAAUGAGAUAGAGAUAGAGAUAUAUAUAUAUUAUACUGAGGACACUGUGCUUGAGAUAUAUGGUUUUCAUUAGUAAUUAGUUUGGAAAUACAUUUACCCACUUUUCCUGCAGUUCCUUCUGAACACCAGAGAACUGAGGAUGCCAUGAUCUUUAGAACCGGCUCUGCCAGCCACAGAGGCCUCAUUAGGCCAAGAUGGAGUUGCCACAGGGAAUGGUCGUCACUCAUACGAAGAAUUUCAUUAUUGCUUUCUUGAUUUAUAUCAAACCAGUGCCUUAUUGUGUAGGUGAUUUAAAGGACAUUGGAGACAUGCAGAACAAACUGGGUACAUGGCUUCUGAUGUUUAGUAAAUAGAAUGUAGGACACAUUAGGUUAAAGAGAAAUAAUUUCAUUUAACGUGCAUCUGUAAAGCACACGUGUAGUGACUGGUUUAUUAGUAUGAUGCACUUCCUCUCAAAUUAAAAAGGGCUCAAAACCAAGCACUGUCAAUCCAUGGGUUUUCCCAAUUUCUCAAUUAGAUCUACAAAUAUGUUAUAUGGUGAACGCUUUCAACAGUUUAUGCAGCACUGUUGGUGACCUAAGUGCUUGGGGGACAGUAUCCACCGCUGUCCUACCCAAGUCUCUCAAAAAAUGCCAAGGCUGUCGCUGUAGACUGGCAUUUUGGUAUGGCAAAGCCUCCCGAGGCUCCAGCUGCAAUUCAAAGAGCUAUUGUUUCUGAAUUUUGAAUCUGAGCCAGAUAGACUGUUAAUGUCUGAUCCAGAGCAUACAUACACUUCUAAAUAUUUGAGACUCACAAAGCUUGUACGCUGACUUACCCAGAUAUACUAUUGUUUGGCUGCAAUCUCAGGGCAACUGCUAUACCUUAAUGAAGGGGCCUGGGAGCAACCAGAGUAAAAAAUGCUACACGUCUCAAGCACUGGAUUUCUCCUCUGGAGCACAGAUUUCCCCAAACUGCAAGAAAACGGAGUGUUCAAAAUGGGAUGUUAUACUAUUGGGAUACCAUUUUGAAGGUGUCAGAAAAUGACCAGUCUAAUGAAGGAAAUCUUUAAUCUGUGUAGCUUAUUUAAUAACCAAGCAGGACCAAAAUUGCAUAUUGCGCAAUUUCUGUUCUAGGUCAAUAUUGCUAAAUAUCUAGCUAGCUAUUGCACGCUACAGUAUACAAAUAUGCUGCAGAUUUUAGACUCUGAUCAUCGCACAUAUAAUGCUCCCUGUCAAAUUAAUUGAUCCAUUAUUGGGAGUUAGGGCUUGAAACAGGACGUUGGGGAGAAAACCAAGUGUGUCACUCAAGGUUUAUGUGUUUAACCACUCUUUUCUUUUUACUUUGAGUGUAAUAUAGGUACGAGGUAGUACCAUGGAGCUCUUGUCUCAUAGAAAGUAGAUGGAGCAAAGGUUAUUUAUAUGCAUUGUAGGUUUUUAGAGAACAAACAUGUGACUUUGGUCAACAAGUCUACAAGGUGACAGGUCGUUUUUUUUUUUUUUGUUUUUUUUUUCAAGUAUGUUAUAAAAUAUAUCUACUUCAUUUUAUGUAUGAUUCGUCUAUAGAAUAAAGUGAAUCGUAGAUAAAGUCACAUUAGUUUAAACUUUGAUCGGUUACAGCAAUGUGAAAGGUACGUACCUGUAUUUAGAAAUGGGCAGCUACUGACUGGCUUAGAGCGUCAGUUGACCUUUCUAGCCAAUCCUUGGCAGCAUUGAGCGCUUACUGUAACUCUGAUUCAGAAGCACCCUCUCUCCUUCUGCAGUACGGUUCUUUUAAUAUCCCACUUUUAAUAGCUGAUUUUGACACCAACAUCAUAUUCAUUAAUCCCUCCUCCCCUUUGACAUACUGUUAUUCCUCCUGUGUGUCUUUACCACUUCCCCAUAGAUUGUAAGCUCAUUUAAACAGGGGCUUCCUUUACCUCUUGUCUGUUAUAUUCUGUAUGUGAACUACUUGUCGGAUAUCUCCAAUUCUAUGAAUGUAAAGCACAGCGGAAUGUGUUUGCGCUUUAUAAAAAUAAUAAUGUCAUGGUAUACACAGUGUCUGCUCAUUUUACAAGUAAACGUUAGAGAAAAGAAUGUUGUAACUACAAAGAACAAAGUGUUAAAGUAGAGGAUUUUCUUUUUACUUUAUAGAGAACUUUAUUAUAUGUUGCUAAUCACAAACGGACUUCUGGGGCAUAUCUUUGCAUGGACUCCAUGUAGUGCUGGAGCAACAAUUUGCAUUUGAGCAGUUCAGAUUAUUACUCUAACUUUUCUGUGGUUUUAACAAAAUAUCUGUUUUAUAGCCAGCAGCACUAAAUAAUUGCAUUUCCUCAAAACACCCAGAAUGCCAUGUAAAAUAUGGUAGUCAGACACAUCGAAUUAGUGUGUGUGUGUGUGCGCGCGCAUUGCAAUCUAUUUCCCCCUUUUCUGUAGAAAGAACAUUUCUGAUCUGUAAUGAAGCAGCGGGGUGCAAAGUCAGGUUUGUUCCCAAGAACAUAAUGAUGGUCACUCCCACUUCUUUAUUACUCACUCUAUUCAGCAAACUCCUUUUUUUUUUAUUCUCUUGCUACCAGCGAAGUUUAUAUUUCCCGUGUCCUGCUGUCCAUAGUUACCCUGUUGCUAUGUUCUGCAUGUUGGAUUCACACCUCACUGAGGAAAUAUGAGCCCAAAGUUUCCUUGCCAGAUUAAUUUGCUGUAGUCUUUACUUUCUAGUUAACCUAUUGGCUUCUAGAACUGCGUGCUGGCCAUGAGUGACUCUAUGUAUAUUAAUCAAGGUCCUAGCUCCCCUUCUGGAUAAACAGUCACCAUAAUCCUAAAUAUACUUAUCAGUUCUCUUAACUAGGGGAUGCAAUUUCUAAGUAGUGAAGCAGUCAAAUAUGUUAUGGAUUUAUUACAGUGACUAUUGCUUUGACAUGGCUACAAAAAUGUCUGAGAUGAAAGAGAAAAACAUGGCAGUGUCACACUUAAGCCUGCAAGAUGUCAAAUUGUGGACUUGGCUAAAAUCUAUUCGUUCAAUCUUUGUAUUUUUGUUGAAUAAAUCUAAAAUGUCACGAGCGGAUGUCCGAUAUCAUUUAGACAGAUAAUUACAUGAUCUAGACAGGCACUGCUGUACGAUAAUACAGCAUUAUCAGUGGAAAAAAUGGACAGCAGUGAUAGGCUGUGAGCGCAGGCCAUGUGUGUGUAUGUAUUUGUGUAUAUAUGUAUUCAUGGUGGGUGGGAGCAGGGUAAUGGCACUCUAAUAAAUCCAUAACACAUUAGACUGCUUAUGUGUAUUUGUGUGCAUCUGUAAAUAUGUAUUUAAGGUGGGUGGCAACAGCCGAAGAUGAUUUAUAUAAAGGGGAAAGUUUUGUUGAAGGAGGGGUUGGGGGGGAAUAUAUAACCAGUGACAUAAGCCACAUCACUAGGGAUGCCCACAAUGAGCUUAAACACUCAGAAAACCGUGAGGCUCAUUAAAAAGAAGGCGCCAUGUUGCUUAUUAACAAUCUGCCUGGCCGUCUUCAGGCUGCUGAAGCACUUCUGAAUGGUCCUAGUGCCUAAUGUGCUGUGCUGCCAGGGAGAGUACAAUGGUAUCCCCAGAUACGGGAAACCAGGCAACUAAAGUGGGAUCGUGGGAAAGCACCCCAAAAGCAGGACAGUUUGGAGGCAUGUAAUCGGGAUAUAAACCUGGACCCGGGACACUGCACCCAGACCACUUCAGUGAAAUGAAGUUAUCUGGAUGCCUAUAGUGACCCUUUUUAAAAUACAAUUCUAACGAUUCGAGUGUAUUUGCGGUCCUUGUUACGUUAUUUUUUAUUUCUUUAUUUUAAACUGUUUUUAACCACUAUCUGCUCUUAAAGGGAGAAUGGCUUUUUUGAAUUACUAAAAAUAUUACAUAUCUCAUUACUUUAUUGUAUGUUUUGUAAAACAGUAAAUGCAUUUGCAGUUCAUACUUCUUCUGGGUGCACCUCCUGGCCAACUUUAUAUACUAUAAAGAAUGCUAGCUUUAAGAUCAUUUUUUUGCUAUCAAGCACUAAUUUUCUUAGGAGACAAUGCACUAUUUGAACAGCUGAAAUAGUCUGAGUGCAUAUUUCAGAUCCUCGUUGCUUGCCCAUGUCCGUAUUUAUGAACAAGCACUUGCUCUUCAGUGCCUGCUCAGUCUAUUGCUCAGAUAAGCCGUGUUUCUUAGGAAAAAAGGACUUCUACGAUGGCUGCCUUAAAUAGCAAGGUUAAGCAUCAUAACCACUACAACAAGCUCUCUGGGUCAUACUACACAGGGUGUUUAAAUGCCACUUUUCACCUUUUCUCAAGGCUUAGCCUCUGGCCUCCAUAUCUAUAAAUGGCUCCCAUCAUGCAUUUGAGUUAAGUACAUUGCAGUACAUGUGCUGGAAAACUGUGUACCCUGUUUUAUCACAUUGUUUCCUUCCCCUAUUGUUUGUUUCGACAUGAUCUCUUCUGCUGAUCAGACUGGUAACUUCCUUUACAAGCAUACAUGUUUAGAUUUUAUUUAUUUCAUGUUUGCCUAGUAUUGCAUCAUGCUCAAUCAUGCAAUGGAGAAAAAAUACAUAUGUAUAUGUGUGUGUGUGUGUGUGUGUGUGUGUGUGUAUAUAUAUAUAUGUGUGUGUGUGUGUGUGUGUGUGUAUAUAUAUAUAUAUAUAUAUAUAUAUAUAUAUAUAUAUAUAUAUAUAUAUAUAUAUAAUCUCUCUCUACAGCUAAAAUAGGUGGUACAGAGCGCAUCAUAGAGUUUAGAAACAAGACAUUGUCAAAGGAACACCAUCAUAAGCGGCGCUCUUCCACACCCUUCUGAUAUCACUGUGGCCGCACGUGGUCUAAUCACAGGAUUCUCAUAGAGAAGCCUGUGAAAGGACCAUUAUGCCGGCUCAUUGCGCAUGCAUGCUCCGGGCCGGGAAAAAGACCAAGCAAUAGAGGGUUGAGCUAGCUUUCCCUUGCAGGUGCUCUGCCUGCAAUUGGAAGAUUUCUAGUUUUGCCAACCUUACGUGUGCUGGGACUGCAACUAGCCCCCAGCACACAAUUAACAGUAUCGUCAAGCUGAAACACUGCACAUACUGACUCCUACCACCAUGACCACUUCAGAUCACUUGAAGAGGUUAUGGUGGUUGGAGUAACCUUUUAACAUUAUUUUCCUGCUGUAGUCAAACUUUAAAAGACAUAAGCUGAAACUUUUUCACAGUUUACCUCAAGCCACGUCUUUGAAAAAAAAAAUGUAACUUUUUUUGGGAGAGAUGCUUUCAUUAGAUGCUAAUGAAAUGCUCUUUGGUUUAUUGUUUUGAGAGAUGCUCUUUGGUUUAUUGUUUUGUAUUGGUUGUCUCUCUCUGAGCGUCUUUAAACUGUAACUUUGUUUUUAGUGCAUACUAAUGCUAAUUUUAUUUUCCUCUGCCUUUUCAGACAAAAUAAUGAAAAAAGUGCACCAGUACUCUUGAUAGGACACUGAUUGUGGUGGACGUCAUAGCCAGGCUCAUGUUUUCUCCUGAUCAAGAGAACCAUCCUGCUAAAGCUCCUGUGAAAUAUGGAGAGCUCAUUGUAUUGGGGUGAGUUUGCUAGAUGUUGCUUUACUGGAAGUGUUUAGGGAGGCAGUGCAAGUCACAUGCAGUGAGAUGUGGCUAGGGAUGCAUAAACAAUGUGAUUUAACUCCCAAAUGACAGAAGUUUGAGCAGUAAAACGUCAGAGGCAUGAUCUAUACACCAAAACUACUUAAUUAGGUCUAAGUUGUUUUGGUGACUAUAGUGUCCCUUUUGUAAUGUAAGAAAUGCUCUUCUUAAAGGUUUACUCAAACCAAAAUCAGUGUCUUAAUAAAACACUUUUUUUGAUUGUAGUAACACUUGCCGACCAACAUGAUCCCACCAUUUAAAAAAAGCAUUAACUGCUAACAUUUACCUGCAAACCUAUGCAAGUUUUCUCUGCAGCCAAUUCUCUUUUAAUGAAGUCACUCCCACUUCCUGCAGAGGGAGUGAUGUCCCAAAUGUCACUCUGUGGGAACAGUCAUUCUGCGCCGCACUGCCUUUGGUCAUUUUUUGCCAGCAUGCUAUGUGUGCCGACAACGGAUGCAAUCUAUGCACAGACUUUCUUUUCAACCUGUUAAUGACGCUACCAGUGGUGAAGUUGCACUUCCAGCACAAAAGUGCUUUACCUCUGUGGUUUUUUUGUUUGUUUUGUUUUGGGAAGCAUUGCACAUACAGAACCCAAGCACCAUGAUCAUUUCAAAUCACUAGAGGGGUCAUGGUGUUUGGGGUAACCCUUUUAAAGAACAUCAAACUGAUGUCCUAAAAUGUAAUGCUGGGUAUUCAGUUACCACUUUCCUUCUGCUUGCUAAACUCACUGGACUCAACAAGAGAGAAGCUCAAACAAUCUGGAUGUGCUUUAACAUUGUCCCAGCACAGUCCAUGUCAUUAAACCAUACCUAUAAUCAUGAAUUAUGAUUAUAGUUAAUUGAAAGUUGCAAACCAGAGGAGCUGUAAAGCUUGGCUAACUUCAAUAAUAAUAAUAUGGCUAGUUUCCCUGUGGAUUCAUUUGCAGUUCUACUCAGGGGUCAAGUCCUGGGUAAAAAAGUGUGGGUAUUAUAGGCUCUUGUGGAGGGGGGAAAGGGGCUGAGUGAGGUGGGGCAGGGGCUGAGGAAGGGUAUAAAAAACAAAAACCUAAAGUGUAUUCCCCCGACGCUUACAUUGGGCCAGGAGGGGUGGGACAGGUUUAGGAGCCUGCAGUCAGUGGAGUCGGCUGGCCUCUCCUGAUGUCAGGAGGAGGGGGCGUGACUUCCUCGGCUCUUCUCCCAGGCUGCAGGGAGAGAGGUGAGUUUAAAAAUCUGAGCCCCAAGCCAGAGGCAGGGGAUUUGGAUUUGUGUUCCAAACCCCCCCCCAACUCUGGCGGCCGCUUGUGCCAGCCCUGUGUCCUGCAGGACUAGUAACGGGAACUGCGUUCCUGCCGUGGAAAAAGUGCAGGAACGACGUUCCUUCAGGGCUCAAGCCCUGUUUAUACUCCUACAGUGGGUCAAUGACACACUGUGACAUUUUAUCCAAGAUUUGUGCAUAUUUCUUUAUUCUGUAAACCACAUAAUUCCUGCCAGCAGGUGAGGAUAGACUUAUGUGCAUUUCUUUUUAUAUUAUUUAGCCUUCAUAAUACAGGAUAUGGUUAUUUAUAAAUCCUAAUGGAAUACUCUAUAUAAAUUGCCCCUGUUUAAUGGGACAGGUUGAAGUGUUUUCCUGUGUGCGUAAACUACACUUUAAUUUGCUGUAAUUUCCUAAAAGGUAUAGUUGAUUCAGUCUCUGACAGUAUCAAACGUCUUUUUGCUUUGGUUCCUAUCUGUAUGAACAUUCAUGUGUUAUUAAUACACUCUAUUAUUGUUGUUAACACUUAAAGCUCUCAAACACUUUAAGAUUUAUUGUGAGCCUUCCUGCUGCUAUUUUCAGAAUGUGACAGAGAUUGCUCUGUUUUCAACAAAAAAAUAAAUUGGAAGAAAUUGCACUGUUGUGACUCUUUUUUUUCCCCACAUUCUGCUUUUCUGCAAAAGGCUAUAUGUUCUAAAAAGCUAAUUGUUCUCCACAUAUUCUUUGUGAAAUUCUCUAGAUACAAUGGCUCUCUGCCAAACGGAGACAGAGGAAGAAGAAAAAGCAGGUUUGCCUUAUUGAAAAGGCUCAAAGCAAAUGGGGUGAAGCCAAGUACUGUUCAUAUUGCCUGUACUCCACAGGCAGCAAAGGUAAUGUGUACCUUUAUAAAGCAGUAGAUAUGUAUUUUUUAAACACAAAAAAGCACUAAACGUGAUGGGGUCUUUAUUUUGUGGGGUUUUUUUUGUAUUGUCCUGAUUUGACACCCUUUCAGCUUAAGGUACACGGCACAUUUUUCUUGCUGUGGUAUCCUCGUGCUUAGUGUUGGGCUGGUGCCGGAACUGCAUAAACCUCUUGCCUGCUUAGCUAAAAGUCACUUAAGCAGCACUGUCGCAAUGGGGACAUCGCCAUGGAGGGCAGGUUAGGGUGAGAUUACUUACCUGAAUCUUUCCCUCGCGGACCCCACCAUCUUGGUGGCGCUGCUUCUCUUCAAGCCAGUGCGAGAGGACAGCUUUGAGGUUUAUAGUCCUCUAUAGACGCAGCCAUCACCGAUGGCUGAGGUGAAAUACAGAGACAAAGUAGUCCCUAUUUUGUCUCUGUACAUCUCUUAACUGGGUUGACAUUUCAGUGAAUUUCUAUCUUUACCAAACACUAUUUUUUUAAUAUGGGGGAGACAGGGCUUGGAUGGGAACAUUCGACACAAGGUUACAUUAAAGCAGUACUAUGUAGAUAUAGAGAGAUGGCACUGUACAUAAAUAGCUUAUAUUUAUUUUUUCCCUUCAGAUUAGAGACAGUGCUUUACCAAAUGGAUUUCUAAUCUGGAGGGGAAAAAACAGGCUGGCAAUUCUCCAAACAUUUUUAAACCCCUUCCCCUUAUUAAGCACCUUCCUAUAAAUAUCUUACCACAAACACCAGUUCUUUGCCUGCCUUCGGCAGAGGAGGUAUAGCAGGUUUUUCUCCAGGGAAGCAGGUGAGAAGGGCUGAUGCUCGGCAGGCUCUGCUUCCUUUUUUUGUUUUGAAAUAGAGUUUUAUACGCCAUACGGCGGGUUCAUCAUGACGUUUAUAUUAGUCCGUCUCUUCCGUGCCAGGUGCCGGUCAGAUGAAGGAUGCAGGCGUGUGUCAGCUUGGAGGUCCUGGCGGUGGAACGCAUGUACAGGUUACAUUGCGGUCCACCGGGAAUUCGCAGAGCGCAAUGCACAUGCGCAGUGCGAUCCAAAAUUCAGGCGCCAAAUCUGAACUCAGCGUUUUCGUUCAGUUGGUUUACAAGACUGUAAAGGAGCAACUUACCAGCAGCAACCUCUGUUUGCCAGGAGCUCUCAGAUCUGUUGCGCGUGUGUUUCUCCGCUGCCCUCCAACACACUGUGAGACCAUUUAAGGUAAGACAUCUUGCUUUUAUUUUAAAUGACUCUCUAGCCUGAAUUAUAAAGGGAAUAAAAUAAAUUUUUCCCUUUCUCUUCUCUCUCCUCAGUAUGUCUAAUCCUGAGAAUACAGAGAAAUCGACAGAGAAGGGGAAAUGUUCAGCAAAAUCCAAGCAUUUAAGUUGCUCUGUAUGUUUCCAACCUAUGCCAGAUGGAUAUAAAAGGAAACUUUGUUUUCUAUGUUCCAAAGAGGCUUUGGAGACAGCUAAAAAAACAAAUGUCCACAUUUCUAAGCUGUUUACAACAGAGUAUGCAGCAAACCUUUGUGGAAAUGCAAUCUGCAGCUAUGCAGUCUGCUCAGGCAUCUGUUGCUUAGGAUUUACAGGUAGUAAAACAAUACAAGAAAAGACCGAGAUCAUGGGAAGAUUCAGAUGCAAGCUCAGGUACUUGUGUUUCUGAUUCUAGAGAUGAUUCCUCUAGUGAUUCUUCUGAGGAGGAACUUGCCUUUCCAGAGGAAGCCAUUGGAAAAUUAAUAAAGGAAGUACAGAACCUUAUGGAGGAUGGGAUAACAGGAAAAAGAGCAAAAGUUUUCCCAUUACAUCCACAGCUAAAGAAGUUGGUUUUAAGAGAAUGGAAAUUCCCAGGUCAUAAACCAUUUAUAUCAAAACACUUUUUUAAAACUCUUUUCUCCAUAGAAGUGGACCAGGACUGCCUGCUGGAUACAGUUCCUGUAGUAGACGUUCCUAUAGCUCAAAUAGGAAAGAAAACUGUGUUACCAAUAGGUGACUCUAGGGGUUUAAGGGAUGUGAUGGUGAAGCUUAUGGACUCGUCUUUAAAGAAAAUGUUUUUCCUCAGCGGCUCAGGCUAAAGCCCUUAUCGCAGGAACCUCUGUUGCUAAAGCCCAAAAACAUUGGCUAGAAGAACUAGAGAAGGUUUAUGCAGGCGAAUCAAAAGAGCCAGUAAAGCUGUUAAAAAAAAAAAAAAAUCAAGAUGUCUGCAGAUUAUUUUGGUAGAUUAUUCUUCAGAAAGUCUGAAAUUAUCUGCUAAGAAUUUGGGUCUAACAACAGUAUCUAGGAGAGCUCUUUGGCUUAGAAACUGGUCAGCUGACGCUGCAUCUAAGAAUUCUUUGUGUGACUUACCCUUUGAGUCUGGUAGACUGUUUGGGUCAGAACUGGAUGAUCUGUUAAAACAAAUGAAGGAAGGCCUUGCCUGAAACCCACAGAAAGCAGGUUUGGAAUAAAAAAAAAUGGGGAUCCAGCCCUCAGUUAGAAGUUCCUUUUGUAGGAGCAAUUACAGGGGUCAACAGAGUAAAGUUUUCGAUUACAGAAAGAAAGAAAGAAAGAAAGAAAGAAAAAUUCACGGACAAGAGAAAUAGAAUGUUGUAACGCCAGGCCAGUGGGAGGAAGAUUGACCCACUUCCUAAAUCACUGGGAAAGUACUACAUCAGAGGGUUCUCUCUGUAAUAAAGAGCGGGUACGGUUUGGAACUGGCAGAUACCCCAAAGAGUACUUAUUUAUGUUCCAGGGUUCAUUCUCAGGUAGCAGAAAAGGCUUUGAUGCAGGACGUAUCAAGACUCCAGCAGAAGGAAGUAAUAGAAGUAGUACCCCCGAAGAGCGAGACAUCGGGGCACUUAUUCAAGGCUAUUUUUAGUUCCAAAGACAGAUGGUUCAUUCACACCCAUACUAGACCUAAAGGCCGUAAACAAGUGUAUUAUAAAAAAGAAGUUCCGUAUGGAAUCAAUAAAAUCAGCAACACUUCUUAUUCAACCAGGGAAUUGGUUUGCGUCCCUGGAUUUAAAAGAUGCCUAUCUACACGUGCCCAUAGCAGAAUCCAGCAAAAGGUUCUUAAGAUUUGCAAUCUGCAUCCAGUCGGUAACCAGGCAUUACCAAUUCAGAGCCCUUCCAUUCGGCCUUUCUUCUGCUCCAAGGGUGUUCACAAAGCUGCUAGUACUCAUCUCAGCAUACCUAAGAGGUUUGGGUAUCUGUCAUCCCUUAUUUAGACGACUGGCUUUUGAUUGCAGAAUCAAAAGAACUAGCUUUAGACCUAAAUACAGCUUUACAAGCUUUAAGAAAUCAUGGUUGGCUAAUAAAUUUCAAAAAAUCUGAAUUCGUUCCUGUUCAAUGGAUUCAGUUCUUAGGUCUAAUUAUAGACUCAAUCUCCAUGAAGAUUUUCCUUCCAAAAGGGAAGAAACUAAAGAUAACUCAAACAAUUCAAAGGCUCAGAGAAAAGGGUGUUUUCUCAGUCAGAGAAGCUAUGAGUUUACUGGGUCUUUUGACGGCCGCUAUCCCUGCAGACUGUUAGGCAAAAGCCAGAAUGAGACCUCUUCAGAGAAACAUUUUAAAAGUUUGGAACCGACAGACAGCCUGGAUGGUCUGAUGAAAUUCAACAGUGAGACGCUGAGGAGUCUUCCAUGGUGGACCUCAUCUAGAUUCCUGCAGGCAGGUCUUUCAUUCCAAAUGAAAUCUUUCAGCAUUUUAACAGACGGCAUUAGGCUGGGGGGGCCAUUUAGGAGAACAAAAGAAGCAGGGGCUUUGGCAAGAAAAGGAUGUAAGAACUUCCCGAAGUUCAAACAAUUGAAGGCAGUAUGGAUGGCUCUCCUUGCAUUUCAGUCCCAGAUAAAGAAUCAGCAUGUUCAGAUACGUUCAGACAAUCGGACGACAGUAGCAUUUGUGAACAAACAAGGCGGUACAAGAUCGACAAAAUUAGAAAGUCUAUGUUCAAAGAUCAUGCUAUGGUCAGAAGUUCACCUACUCUCAAUAUCGGCAGUUCACAUAAUGGGAAAAUUCAACGUAUUAGCAGACUCCCUGAGUCGUCAACACUUAAAACGAACAGAUUGGUCCCCUUUCGUGCAAAGUUUUCAAGCAAAUAUCAGACCUCUUCGGUUGUCCAGAAAUAGACCUUAUGGCUUCCAGGACAAACAGGAAGACAAGACGAUUUGCAUCUCUGAACCCUACAGACAAACCAGAUAUCAUAGAUGCUUUUUCGAUACCAUGGAAGUUCAACCUAGCAUAUGUGUUCCCACCGGUAGUUCUUAUUCCCAGAGUGCUUCAAAAGAUCAAGUUGGAAAGAGUAAGGAUUAUCAUUAUCCUCCCUUGGUGGCCAAGAAGAAGUUGGUUUUCUGUUCUUCUAAACAUACCAGGGGCAACUUUUUUGGAAACUUCCCCUGUGAGAAGAAAUACUGGAACAUUCCAUGGUACCUCUUCCGACCCUACAGAGAUUCCAAUUGACGGCUUGGUGUCUGAAUUCCAUAUUUUAAAGAGUAAAGGUUUAGAUCCGGAGGUUAUAAAAAUUUUAUUGGCUACUAACAAAGAAUUAACGUCUAAAAUUUACUCCAAGAUUUGGAAGAAAUGUUGUCAUUGGUGUUGUAGGUUUAAAGAGAACCCUGUUUCCGCCUCCAUCCAAAAGAUUCUUAAAUUCCUUCAGAUGGGAUUUGCGAAAGGAUUAAAGCCAGCCUCUUUACAAGUUUCAGCUAUCAGUUUCUUUUCAUUCAGAUGUUUAGCAUCAAACAUUCUGAUAUCUAGAUUCUUCAGGGCUCUGGGCCUUUUGGUUCCUAACGUUAGGGAAACAUGUCCGCCCUGGGAUCUAAAUUUAGUAUUAUCCGCUCUGUGUGAGCCACCUUUUGAACCGCUAGAAAAAGAGUCUCUGAAGAUUUUAUCAUUAAAAACUGUAUUUUUGGUGGCAAUUACCUCAGCCAAGAGAGUGGGUGAACUCCAAGCUCUACGGGCGAAUUUUCCUUUUUUGGUUUUUCAUCAAGACAAGGUAGUUUUACAGCUCGAUCCAUCUUUUAUUCCAACGGUUUUGACCUCAUCUAACAUCAAUCAAGAAGUGGUAUUGCCUACUUUUUGCCAAAAUCAUCCAAUGCCUCGGAAAGAAAAUUUCACUGCCUAGACGUUGAGAUGUCUUAUGCAAUAUCUAAAAUCUACCAAGUCUUUCAUGAAGGAUAACAGCAUGUUUGUCUUAAUUAACGGCGCAAGAAAAGGUAUGAAGGCUUCAAAAAGUUAUCUGGCUAGAUGGCUGAAGGAUUGUAUUAAUUUUGCUUAUUCCACAAGUAUCGCAGAAAUCACAGGCUCCGUAAAGGCCCAUUCUACUAGAGCUAUAUACGUCCUGGGCUCUGCGAGCUGCGGCUAUGCCUUCCCAGAUUUGUUCAGCGACCACAUGGUCAUCGCUUCAUACAUUCUCAAAACAUUACAGGUUACACAUACUAGCCUCAGAGGAUGCAGCUUUUGGGCGCAAGGUGCUACAAGCAGUGGUGAAAUGAACCCCACCCUAAGGGAUUGCUUUUUCAUACCCGGUUGGUAAAGCACUGCCUCUAAUCUAAAGGGAAAAACAAAUUUUUACUUACCGUAAAUUUAUUUUUCCUGAAGAUUAGAGGCAGUGCUAUAAUUCUCCCCCCCACACCUUUCCCUAAUAAACUUGGAAUUGUGCAUGUAACCGGCUUGUGUAUUUCUGGGGUUGUUUGUGGUAAGAUGAUAUUUAUAGGAAGGUGCUUAAUAAGGGGGAGGGGAUUAAAAAAGUUUGGAGAAUUGCCUGCCUGUUUUUUUUUCCCUCCAAAUUAGAAAUCCCUUUGGGAAAGCACUGCCUCUAAUCUUCAGGAAAAAUAAAUUUACGGUAUGUAAAAUUUUUUGUACAUUUUAAAGAUCAUAGGUCUAUUCAGUGUGCUUACCAUAUAAUUUGCCAGGAUUCACCACUGAGUGGGGUCCCAUGCCACUUAAAGGAAAACUCCACUGCACAAAUACAAAAAGUGUAAAAUGUCCUGCUUAAUACUACUCACACUUUACUCCACUGUCAAAAGCUGCCACCACCACGGCAAAUCAUAAAUAGGCACCUUCGUUACCCACCAAAAUCAGAUUUAAUAAAACACAAUUUAGCCAAAUAUCUUUGCUUUUAAAAAUACUACUAAAUUGGUCUUUUCAGGGCUGUGAAUCCAGAAUAGAGCCCAAAGACAGAAUUAGGUUAUUAAUAUAUUAAUAGCAAAAAGACAAAUUUUACACUUUGCUAAACGUACACAGACAAGGACGAAGAAAAACAUAAUGGGCAUAUGCAAAAAUCAGAUUAAAAUCAGAUUAAAAUAAAAUGUGAAACACAGAACCUUCUCUAGUGCACAUUUCACCAAGAAUCUUGCCAGUGGGAACUCUGAACGACGUUUACUCCGAUGUUGAGCAAAUAAAGUCCAGGAGUAAAAUUUUUCUUGGGCUGGCAUUCAGUUGUAUAUCAGGGUCGUUCUCUCAGCCACUUUUGACCACAUGACCAAAUUCUACCUUCAGGUUACCUAUGUGUACUCAACCUUUUGGUCGAAAGCACUUAAUUUUUAUAUGUUAGGGCUGCAAAAGUAUUGUGGGUGUUGCAUUGCUGCAUCUGUAUUAACUGAAAUGGAAAUAACCAGGUAAACCCCUGCAAUGCUAGGACAGAAUCAUGUCCACUGUGCAUGCCACUCUUCUUCCCCAGACAACACUUUCUGUUUCACAGACUUCCCAAUGCAGCUCAAUGAGAUGUGUUUGCAAGUCAGGUACUCUGAUCAAUUCCUCUUGAGUUUGACUCCACUAGGCUAACCAAACCAGGACCAAUUUCCUGAUUACCAGCCAAGGGGUGUAACCAGGCUAAUUUAUAAAAGUGCCAGUUUCUACCGAAUUCUGUACUCUUUGUGGGGGGGGGGGGGAAGGACACUUUUCACACAAAGCAAUUUAGCAAAUUAAAGUGCUUUAGGUGUUAGGAAUGUUUCUUUAAGCCAGGGGUGGGUGCCCAAAAGGUUGAUCCCUCAGGUGUUUUAAAACUGCAGCUCCCAUGAUGCUUUGUCAUUCUAAAGGCAUGCACAGCAUGUUUAACCCCUUAAGGACCGGAUUGUUUUUGCGAUGUUGCACAUUUGCGACCAGGCAUCUUUUUACACUUUUGUGGUGUUUCUGUUUAGCUGUAAUUUUCCGCUCGCUCAUUUACUGUUCCCAUACAAAUUUAUAUAUUGUUUGUUUCAGGACAAAAAAUUACAUACCAUUAUUUAUAUAAUCUCAUGUAAUUAAAUUUUUUUAAAAAUGAAAAAAUAUGAUGAAAAAUUGAAAAAAAUACGUGUUUUUUUUUUUUUUUACUUUUACGUGAAAAAUCUUUUACUCAUCUACAAAAGCUAAUGGGGAAAAAAACUGCUAAAUAGAUUCAAAAUUUUGUCCUGAGUUUAAAAAUACCCAGUGUUUACAUGCUUUUUUGCUAUUUUUUUUUUUGCAUGUUAUAGGGCUAUAAGUAAAAGUAGGAUAUUGCGGUUUCAAAACAUACAUUUUUCAAAUGUAUCAAUAGUGACAUUGUAACACUAUCUGUCAUAAAUCUCUGAAAAACACCCCACAUGUACAUAUAUUUUUUUAAAGUAGACAACCCAGGAUAUUCAAUACUGGGUAUGUCCAGACUUUUUUAGUAGCCACUUAGUCGCAAACACUGGCCAAAGUUAGCAUUCAUAUUUGUUUGUGUGUGAAAAAAGUAAAACACUAAUUUUGGCCAGUGUUUGUGACUAAGUGGUUACUAAAAAAGACUGGACAUACUCCAUUUGCAAUACCUUGGGUUGUCUUCUUUUGCAAAUGGUAUGCCAUCACGGGGGUAAUUCUAAUUCCUGGGCUACCAUACGCUCUCAAAGGCAACGUAACCAACCUGGCCAUUUUCAAUGUAAAAAUAUUUGACCCUGUAACUUUCAAAAACACUAUAAAACAUGUACAUGAGGGGUACUGUUAUACUCAGGAGACUUUGAACACAAAUAUUAGUGUUUCAAAACUGGAAAAUGUAUCACAACAAUUAUAUCAUCAGUAAAAGUGCGGUUUGUGUGUGAGAAAUACAAAAAAAGUAACUUUCACUGACCAUAUCAUCGCUGUGAUAUGUUUUACUGUUUUGAAUCACUAAUAUUGGUGUUCAGCAAAGUCUCCCUAGUACAGUCUCCCAUGUACAGGUUUUAGGAUGUCGUAGAACGUUACAGGGUAAAAUUACAGGGCUAGCAAAUUAAAUUCUCUGGACUUUCGGCCUGGGUUGGCAGGCAGGUCCCUCAAAUUGCAAUCAAUAAAAUUAUGUAAAAAUAUUACAUAAAUACGCAUGUAGAAUUUAAAUAUAUAAGCAUAUUUAUAUAUUUGAAGUCUACGUGUAUAUUUAUAUAAUUAUGUAAUUUUGUAUAUGGACAUAUGUAUAUUUCGUAUUUUUAUUUAUUUAUAUAUACAUAGAUAUAUAUAUAUACAAUUUCAUUCUAAGUGUAUUUUGAUAUAAAUAUAUAUUAAUAUCAAACUACAGUUAGAAUAAAAUUUCAUAUGAUAUAUAAUUUUUAAUUUAUUACAUUUUAAUUUAAAUUACUUAUUUGUAUUUUAUAAUAUAUACAAUAUAUAGUUAAUAUAUAUAUAUAUAUAUAUUAUGUGUGUGUCUGUAAUUUAAUUAUAAGUGUAUUUGUAUAUUGAUAUAUGUAUAUAUUAAUAUAAAAAUACACUUAGUAUGACAUAUAUGAUAUAUAGACAUAUAUUAUAUAGAUAUAAUAAAUGUCUAUAUUAUAUACGCACAUAAUUUUUUAUUUAUUUUUUUAAUUAACAUGCAAAAAUGUCGAUGACCGUCCUGAACCGUCCUCGGUCCUUAAGGGGUUAAGCUAUGGCUCGGCAAACACUAGAUUCCCAAAUGUUGUUGUAGAACUACACCUACCCUGAUGCUUUCUCAUUCUGAAUGCUGGUAAAGCAUCAUGACAGUUGACUUUCUUGGAAUCUGGGAUCUACCAUAUGCUUAACCCCUUAAGGACCAAACUUCUGGAAUAAAAGGGAAUCCUGACAUGUCACACAUGUCAUGUGUCCUUAAGGGGUUAAAGGAACACUAUAGUCACCUAAAUUACUUUAGCUAAAUAAAGCAGUUUUAGUGUAUAGAUCAUUCCCCUGCAAUUUCACUGCUCAAUUCACUGUCAUUUAGGAGUUAAAUCACUUUGUUUCUGUUUAUGCAGCCCUAGCCACACCUCCCCUGGCUAUGAUUGACAGAACCUGCAUGGAAAAAAACUGGUUUCAUUUUCAAACAGAUGUAAUUUACCUUAAAUAAUUGUAUCUCAAUCUCUAAAUUGAACUUUAAUCACAUACAGGAGGCUCUUGCAGGGUCUAGCAAGCUAUUAACAUAGCAGGGGAUAAGAAAAUCUUAAUUAAACAGAACUUGCAAUAAGGAAAGCCUAAAUAGGGCUCUCUUUACAGGAAGUGUUUAUGGAAGGCUGUGCAAGUCACAUGCAGGGAGGUAUGACUAGGGUUCAUAAACAAGGGGAUUUAACUCCUAAAUGGCAGAGGAUUGAGCAGUGACGCUGCAGGGGCAUGUUCUAUACACCAAAACUGCUUCAUUAAGCUCAAGUUGUUCAGGUGACUAUAGUGUCCCUUUAACCCUGCUUAAAGUAUUUUUAGUUGGGACAAGGUAAGUCUAAAUUAGUUUUCUUAGCAAGUGACGUCUCGUGGUAUUCAACUGUUUCAGUUGUAUAUUACUGCCAAGACAGCAGCCCCAUUUGGGUACAUUUUGAAAACGUCAUGAGUAGUGUAAAUUGUUAUGUAAAUGUUAAAUUAUUUAAUUUGAUGCAUAUGGUUUUGUUUUACCUUAUUUAACAUCAUUUUGUACUGAUCAAGUGUCCUCCAAGUUUGGAAAACUUUAAAUGUUAUGUUUACUUUUGACAUGUCAUGGUGUUUGUUUAUUUUUGGUUUUUCUUUUUUUAAUUUUGAAUGCAUACUUUGUUUUGUACUCGCAUAGUACGCUCUUCACCCUGAUACUUUAUUGCUCAUAAGAUUACAGCAGUUAACCCUUUUUGUUUGGCUAAUUGUCCUUGAUCUGUCUACCAUUCUUGUCUUAUCUCCUCCUUCCCUCUCUUGUUCCCAUUGCCUCUAGUGUCUUUCGGGCUGUUUGUAUCUGUGCCAGCCACCUUUAGUGCUAUAAUUGUUUUCCCUACAUAGGCAUAAGACCUCAGCUACAUUCCCCCUCUCCUACCCACCAACCCUCGAUUUUUCUGCAUUACCUAACGUGUCUUUCAUUUUAGUCUCUCUUUGUAUGUAUCAUUGUCUAAAGAAAACAUUGUAACCAUUGCUGAAAAACUGUGGUUAAAAUAUGCUGAGAUGUUUCAUUUUAUUUAUUUUUUUAAAUUUCUGCAUAUCUUCUUUGAGGGUGUAUUAUUUGGGGGACAUAAGCCUCCCCUCUUUCCCUGUCAAAGACUUUCAAUCUGUUCAUAGGAAUGUACCAUCAGACUACUCGGGGGGGAGUUCUGCCUGUAUUUUCACCCUAAUUAUAAAUAUUUUAUUUUUUAAUUUUUUUAAAUCAGCCCUUUUAUAAAUUGUCUAACAUAUGAGCACAUACUUUAAACAGUGUAGAAAUGAAAGCUGCUAUCCUGUUGUGAUCCACUGUCCACCUUUAACUGAAAUGUUUUGUUAUAGGCAAUAAGUAACAAGGACCAGCACAGCAUAUCCUAUACUUUGUCACGGGCGCAAACUGUGGUUGUAGAAUACACACAUGAUAGCAACACAGAUAUGUUCCAGGUAAGAAGUUUUGUGUUGCGUUUUUUUUUUUUUUUUAUGUAUUUCUUAAAGGACCACUACAGUGCCAGGAAAACAUACUCGUUUUCCUGGCACUAUAGUGCCCUGAGGGUGCCCCCACCCUCAGGGACCCCCUCCCGCCCGGCUCUGGAAGGGGGAAAGGGGUAAAAACUUACCUUUUUCCAGCGCUGGGCGGGGAGCUCUCCGCCUCCUCUCCUCCUCCGUUGCCCGCUGAAUGCGCCGCAGCGCAGCUCGCAUUCAGCGUCUCGGAAAGCAUUUACAAUGCUUUCCUAUGACGCUUUGCUCUCACUGUGAAAAUCACAGUGAGAAGCACGCAAGCGCCUCUAGUGGCUGUCAAUGAGACAGCCACUAGAGGGAAUAGGGGGAAGGCUUAACCCAUUAAUAAACAUAGCAGUUUCUCUGAAACUGUUAUGUUUAUUAAAAAUUGGGUUAACCCUAGCCGGACCAGGCACCCAGACCAUUUCAUUAAGCUGAAGUGGUCUGGGUGCCUAGAGUGGUCCUUUAAACUAGAUUAACUAUUGCACCUCCCUCCAUGUGCUGUUGCUUUAUACAUUUGGAUCCUCAAAGUUCUACAGGGUGGAGCACAUUGCUGGCAUUCAAAUGGUUAAGUGGGAUUCCAGCAUUUCUCAGUAAGAUUCUCUGUAGUGCUUUUUGAUUGGUCUUGAAAUUCCUUUAAAAGUGCUUCACUUAGUCAAUAGCCACCAGGCUAUAUUGGGACUACGGAUUUCAGUUAAAGGGUUCUAGCGCUGUUUAGUUAUGAUUUCAGAAGUACCGUGACCCAUUCCCCGGCAAUGGGGCAAACUGCUUGGCAAUGGUUUGCAUCCAUAAAGGGUCUACCAAUGAAAUGCUUUAAUGGAAAUGUUAAGUUACUGUUGCACAUCACAUACAUAUCUCAAGUAGGGCCUUAGAAAAGUUUGCCUGGGGCACAGCAAUUCCAAGAAAUCUUGUUUCGAUAAUUAUCUCAGAAUUCCCUGCUUGACAUUCACGUUAUCACAAUAUAGGCAUUAUGUUUCAGACUUUAUUUUGGCUUUCCGAAGACUCCUUUUGAACAUAAACUAACCAAGGAUGCCAUGAAUAAGAUUAAUUUUCAUGCCCUGGUGUUUUGAGAGUAAAUAAAUGUUAAAUUGACAUGAUGCCUGACUACCUGCUCUGGUGGGCAAUCAUAGAAAUGUAGCAAUUCCAUCACUCUGAAAAUGGGUGCAGCAUCAGCUUUGCGAUUAUAGAUGCCCUGUAAAUAAACUGCCAGUCUAAUCUCAUCACUUUUUUUUUUUUUUUAAUAUUAAGAUAUUUUUCAUGUAAUGUGUAGCAGAAUGGAUGCUCUAGCUACACUUUUGUUUGGCUGUUCGUACGGCUCCGUUCGUUUACUGAAUAAACACUGUGUGGUCUCCUUGUUCACACCUUUUAAUUACUGACCGCCCCUGGCUGUUAACCACAAAUUGGUUAAUAGUUCUUGUGUUCCCCUGUGUGGCCGCCGUUCGUAUAAUGUGUGUUCAAACAAUUGGCGGCCAUCUUGUUGCCCGAAUGUGGGCAUCGGUACAUGGUUGUCGACAGCGUGGAACUAAUUUCGAAUACACAAACCCGCAAGCCACUGCCCAUCUAACUUCCCGAACAGGUAGAACAAUGUUCGGGAGGCAUAAACUACCAAACAGGGGGAGCAUUCGUAUACGAACAGCCAGGGAAUAGAUUAGUUAUCAGUGUCCGUGCGAGAACCCCCGAAAGAUGACCGGUCGUUGCUUUGUUUUCUCUGGAACUGUUUUGGGGUAUCACCUCAUGGCCGACCGGUCAAAACUUUAUUUGAAUGGCUUUCCCAAGCCACCGAAGGGAUCUGUGUGAUAUUUCAUCAAAGUAUGCACUCAGAUCCAAGCUUUUCAGUGGGGUUCUGAAUUAUGAAGAUGCAUUUUUGGGGUGUUUUUAAAUUAUUGUAGAUUUUUCUGUACCUGUAUUUGAGUUAUAGACUUUUCUCACACAAUUAUCUCUCAGGGACAGUGGAUCUUGGGAGGAAAAGCCCUGUAUUUUUGUAUCCGACACCCCAUGUAGGGGUCUGUGCAUAAAAGCAGUGUGUGGCCAAAAUAAAACCAGCUGACUCCCAGAACUAUGUCUCGUCUAGUUGCUGGGGGGAAAGUGUUGUGGAUUAUUAUACUGCUUAUUUCAGCUAUGAGGACUGACUAGUGGAGAUACCUAUGUUACGUAUUGGAGCUCAGCUACAUAAUGCAGUAAACUUUUCUGCCCUGAAUAAUUUUCUUGUAUAUGUCCAGUGUAAUCAGUAGAGAUGCAACUUGUCUACUGAGCAUUCUCUGAUGUAAGAAUAUCUGUCUUGUUUCCCAUCUCCAGAUUGGACGGUCAACUGAAAGCCCGAUUGAUUUUGUGGUAACAGACACUGUUCCAGGAAGCCAGAGUAACUCUGAUACACAGUCUGUUCAGAGCACCAUUUCCAGAUUUGCCUGCAGAAUCAUAUGUGAAAGGAACCCACCAUUUACUGCACGGAUAUAUGCGGCAGGGUUUGACUCCUCCAAAAACAUUUUUCUUGGGGUAAGAGCACUUGAAAUACAUGUUAUUUAUGUACUGGAAAUCUACAAAGGACUUUUGCUUUAUGAAUUAUUCCCCCCCCCCCAUUCCUUACAGGAAAAAGCUGCCAAAUGGAAGACGUUAGAUGGACAGAUGGAUGGGUUGACCACAAAUGGAGUCCUCGUUAUGCAUCCACGCAAUGGAUUCACUGAAGACUCGAAGCCAGGAGUAUGGCGAGAAAUAUCUGUGUGUGGCAAUGUCUUUAGCUUGCGAGAAACUCGAUCGGCUCAACAGAGAGGGAAAAUGGUAUGCAUCAAGGGUGGUGCCAUCUUACAAUAUUCUAGAAUGUUGGUGCAAUUGCAAUUAAAAUAGUCCUAUCCUUAGGAUGGAUUUAAUGAUGAAACUGAAACGUUGACUAUUUCCAUUGAGCAAAUAUAAACUGUUAAAACUAACUUUUUGCUGGAAAAGGCGUGUGAGCAAGGCCGGUGCAAGGAUUUCUGCCGCCCUAGGCAAAGAUCCAUUUUGCCGCCCCCUCAUGUCACUCGCUGACCGAGACACAGGCGCUCGUUGACUCACUCACUGACGCACGCACACAGACAAUUACCAUCAAAUACUCCCCUCCCUGGGGUCCAGUGUGAGGCAGCUCCUCACUCCUCCAGCACGCCGUUUAGUAUGCCGGGGUCAGAAUGGCAUCACACAGAGCGCGCGAGGAAGGAGUGAGAGGCUGCUAGAACAGCUUGCCUCGCUGCCUGCAUUCUCCAUCCGCUCUACUCCUCCUCCUCGCCCCUCUCACCGGCAUUUAAUGGCAGAGUAGGCACCUGCCAUCAAGGUAAGCAGGUGCCUGCUCUGCCUUACCUAGUUUUGCAUUGGGGGCGCCCUGAGGUGUUCAAAUGGCCACCUCCUGGCCCCCCUGUGAUAGGGCUCCUCUCGGCGCCCCACCUUCGGGCGCCUUGAGGAGCGGCCCGGCGCUGGAGGCACAGACAGGGGGAGCCCACCAGGAAACAUCAUGGUGGGCGCACCCAGCAGGUCGGCGCCCUAGGCGAGUGCCAUCUAUACACUGGAUAUAUGGAGAUAGAUGGAUAUAUUGGUUAUUAUAAACUUUUUAAGGUUGAGCUAUUUUCACAUGAAUCUAUGUGUGGCAGCUUUUGACUAAAUUUUUAUCUUGUCAAGUUCAGAACAUACUGUUCCACCCAAAAAAAAAAAAUGUGAGCGCUUCAUGAUGAUUCAUCUUUAACAUGUUUUCUUUUACAUAACGAGACUGUUCUUUGACAGAUUGAGCUGCAAAGCCCUGGCAUGUGAAGGCAUUUCCUUUAACCACUUGACUGCUGUUUGGUAGUUUUAGGACUCCAGAUCGGUAGUGGCUGUCAGAGCGGUGUUGACACUUUCUGGUAACCAAAACAUUCAGAAAUUUAGAAAUCCUAUUCUGUCUUUAAAGGAACACUAUAGUGCUAGUGUGGCUGUUUAGGUGACCGUCCCACACAGAUCGUCCUGAAAUGGUGAAUUUGCUCACCUUUUUCUCCUACAUCAUGUUGGUCUUGCCCAGGCAGACCCCAAUCUUGAUGAUCUCCGCCAAUCCAAUGCUUUCCUAUAGGAUAUUGUGCAUGUGCGGUGGUGUAUUGAACAAGUGCAUCUCUAUGGUGAAUUCUCAGUGCCUCUAUGCAGAUUGUGGAGAUGCUGAAUGAAGGUGCUGCACACUGCAGCACUGACACAGGAAGCACCUAUUGUAGCCAACUAAAUGACUGCCACUAGAGGUGUUACUAGGCACUAAUGUAAACACUGCCUUUUGUCUGAAAAGUCAGAUUUUAUUUUUAAAAUCCUGCAGGGACAGGCUAUAGACACCAGAACUACUAAAUUAGUGUCCCUUUAAAAGGACUGGUUUUUUUUUUUUUUUUUUCCUCAAGUCUAAGGUUUGUAGUAUGAUGCCGAAUUUUACAGGAGCAUGUUUUUCCCAGUUUUUUCUUCAGAUGUGUUUGUCUCUACCAUGCUGAUGAUUACCCCUAAGUACUGCUUCUUUGCUUCUGGAGAUGUCAACCAUAUUUAUUCUCUGCUCGAGGCAAUACCUAUUUGGGAGUUUCAGAAUCUCUUGAUUGUAGAAGUUCUUUCAAUAACUUGUACUGUAUUUUGGUUUCUGAAGGCCUGUGGGUGGGCAUUUUGAUGUGCCUUAGAAGCAGUCAGCAACACAUUUUAAACAGUUGCCCAAAAACUUAUAGAAUGUAUUUUCUAUUCCAUUUGUGGAGUGCAUUAACGUUUUUUUGUUUUUUGUUUUUUUUUCUUCAUUUUUCUAUAUUAACCAUUUGGAUGGCUAGCUAGGCAUAAUAGAAAAACAUCCCUAAAGUUUCAUAAAAUAUCGAAUAGUCACCAGUGAACUGGCAGGCUCUUAUUCUAGUAAAUGAGGCUGUUAAUGAAGAUCUAACAUGAUUCAUGUAUUGUAAAAACUUCCUUCUUGCCUGGUUAUUCUGUGCAGUUGGCCGAGAGGCAAAUUUGAGUAUUGUGUGGGUGUGUGGGUGUGUGUGUGUGUGUGUGUGUACAACAUGGGGCAGAUGUUAGUGGCUCAUGUUAGUGACUCAUGUUUGUGAUUUCUGAUUUUUCAGGUGGAAAACGAAAGCAAUGAACUUCAGGAUGGUUCCUUGAUUGAUUUAUGUGGUGCAACAUUGCUAUGGCGCACUGCAGAAGGCCUUUCCAGAACUCCAACUGUAAAACAUUUGGAAGCCCUGAGACAGGAAAUCAAUGCAGCAAGGCCCCAGUGUCCUGUUGGAUUUAACACACUUGCAUUUCCUAGUAUGAAAAGAAAAGAUGUUGUCGAUGAGAAGCAGCCAUGGGUUUAUCUGAGCUGUGGUCAUGUUCAUGGUUACCACAACUGGGGAAACAAAGAGGAGCGAGAUGGGAAGGAUCGGGAGUGUCCUAUGUGCCGCUCAGUGGGGCCGUAUGUUCCUCUUUGGCUAGGUUGUGAAGCUGGAUUUUAUGUUGACGCUGGCCCUCCAACUCAUGCCUUUAGCCCAUGUGGACAUGUGUGUUCAGAAAAGACAACUUCCUAUUGGUCUCAGAUUCCACUUCCUCACGGUACUCACACCUUCCACGCUGCCUGUCCUUUCUGCGCCCACCAACUUGCAGGAGAACAAGGUUACAUCAGACUAAUUUUCCAGGGGCCUCUAGACUAGUGACUUUUUAGAGUUCAAAACUGUAUAAGCUAAAAAAGGAUUAAUUUGCUUAACCUCGGUCUGGGACGUUCCCAAGACUUUGGUGAGUUUGAGUUAAAGGACACUACUGGCAUUUGCUAGGUUUGCUCUAACACAAAAAAAUCUUUUUAGGAUUUUCUCCUUUCAGACAUUUAAAAAAAUGGGAUUUAUGCAGAUAUGAUUUCAAUGCCUUCAUUAUUCUGAAUGACCACCUCAGUAUUAAGUUAUUGUGUGAAACUGGGGAGACUACUGUCAGCUCAAACUACAUUAGUUUACAGUUCAACACUCCUUGUAAAAUAUGGCAUAUAUAUAUAUAUAGGUUUUUUUUUUUUUUGGUUUUUUUUUUAAUAUAUAAAUUUCUUGUUUAGUAUGGAAAAUGCCCUAAUUAGUUGAAGAACAGUGGUGGUUGUAUAUUGUGGGCUUUAACUGCUCAAAGUAGCCCAGGGUCACAACAUUAAUGAAACAGAGGCGAAGUGGUUUUUUUUUGUUUUUUUGGCUUUUGUUUCUUUUGGAGGGAGGGGUUCCCUUUUAAUUUUUGUUUUCAGUGAGAGUGCAUAUUUUAUAAGAGUAUAUGAUCAGUUUUGAAGAUGCCUCAUUCUGGUUAGUAAAUACGCACUACGGUUUUUUUUUUUUCCCCUUUUUUUCUUUUCUUGACCUCUCUUCCACUUCAGAGUAACUUUCUUUGGAUCAACUUGUGACAUUUCAGGUUUUUAUUUAUCUUGAAAGAUUUUUAAUCAUGUUCAUAUUGUUUAAUGUAAAUUACGUAUAUUUAAUCUGAGGAAUCAUCCCAUUGGUUGGAUGAAACCCAGAAGUGACUCCUUCAGAAAACCUUUAUUAUCAGGUGUUGUGUUGUAGAACGUCCAUAGAAGGCUUUAAGAUUUUGUUAUUGUAUUGAACACCCAAGCCCAUUACCAUAAACAUUUGAAUAGAUUUAUUCAAGGAGAAAGUCUAUAGGGUUGGAUCUUUCCUUUCCUGCAUGUUUCUCUAAUUGGUAGCAUAGCAUUAGCUUUAAAACAUGUCCGUCCAGUCACCUGUCGACAGGUAAAAUACUUUUUUUUUUUUUAAAAAAAACAACAAAAGUUUAAAAAAAUUAUAUGGGUGAAGUGUAUUUGAUCUUUUAAAAUAUUUAUUUUCCCUUUGAUACAAACUCAGGAAAUCUACAUGGACAGGUGAAAUCUGUAUAUGCUGGUUAGCAUAGCUUGCAGAUGGGGUCCGUGUUUCAGAUCUGCAUUUAGCAAACAGUGAUGCUAUAAUUUGAUAUUCAUGCAGGACUUAGAAGUUUGUAGAAUGAAGACCAGAAAUGUACUUUUUAGUGAUUGAACCCCUUUUUUUGGUACACCCAAGAGCUGCUCUCUGCUGAAAAGUGUAAAUAACCUGCAAAUGUUUAUAUAUUUUUAUUUUUUUUUUAUUUAUUUUAUAUAUUUCUUUUUUUUUUUUGUCCAAAUUGUCAGAUGUAGUUUAUUCGAUCUACAACAUAUAAUUUAUUCAAACACCCCGGAAAGUCCUGGCUUAGAAUUAUGUUUGUGAAUUAUACAAGCAGAUAGGCAGAGCUUUUAUUUACGUUUCUAUGUUAUUGUUUUUGGAGGGGAGGUGGGGGGACUUUGGGUUAAAAACUCAUGAUUUAUAUAAAAAGACAAAUUUGUCUACUAUGCAUUUACUUACUGCAUAAAAGAUUGUGAUUGUAACUGUCAAUUAAUUUGUUUUCCUCUUGCUUUCUGUGACGGCUGUGAAAAAAAUUAUUUGGAUAUGUAUCUUAAAUUAUGCAAAUUCUGGUCAGCAUUAGUAUGCCUUUUUUGUUUGGAUUUUUUUUUAUAAUUUUUUUGUUCCUGAUUACACUUGCAGCCUGUACAUUGGUGAAUGUGUCUCUGCAUUUUAAUGAGAUAUCAGGAAUAUCUUCUGUAUUAGGUGGAGCCUUUUAUUUUACACGUUUUUAAAGCAUUCCUUUCGAUGAGAACUCUUGUUUAGAGCUAAGCCAUAAAUGGGGCCCUUUUGUUCAGAGCAUACUAUGUAUGGAACCUACAUCAAAAAUCAAUAUAAAUGGGGCAGUUAUUGAGGAAAUUAAGUAUAUUUGCGUAUUAAAUGAAUUAUGUGAAACUUGAUGAUUAUCUGAAAGCGUCCACUUUUCUUAACUGUUUAAAUAAAUAUACCAUGUUUAAUUAUUGGCCAUCCAAAAUGCAGUAUAAAAACCACAUUAUACAUUGCAGUCAAUUGAGGGGACACCACUUCAGGGUGCAAAAGGCCACUGUUUUCCAGUGAAGGGUAGAAGAAUGACUGGUAAUGGAAUUUUAAAAAUCCUGCUGUAAAAAGGUAAUAUAUAUCUGGAACAGAUUCCCAAUGGUAGCAAAAUAAAUUG